Podarcis lilfordi (Lilford's wall lizard) is the source of this 60069-nucleotide messenger RNA. The record is from the annotation of a GenBank genome assembly. NCBI's taxonomy places the organism in Eukaryota, Metazoa, Chordata, Lepidosauria, Squamata, Lacertidae.
GCCUCGCUUUCUGAGGCACAGCUUAGUCAGUCAGCCUCUCUCCCUCUCAUGUUAAAGCAGGCUGCAGUUUUGUGUAUCAAGGCUCUUCUUUCUCCACUGAAGCAGGAAGAAGCGGUCUUUCUCUCACACAGGGGUGGUUAGCAGAAGUGUGUGGGCACAAGGGUGAAAUGGGCAGCAGCAGGGGCGGCCUGUUCACGAGGCAGUCUGAGGCAGCCCCCUCAGGCAGUGGACUACAAUGGGUGGCUCUGUGGGGUGAGCACACCCCUUCACCCCCAGAGAAGCAGUGGUGUUGAUGGCCUCCAGAUUCCAGUGAGAUCUUACAGGAGAUCCCACAAGAUCUUGCCAUAACCCAGAAAUCUCAGCCAUGUAACUCCGGUAAGCAAGGCUUCAGCUGGGGCUGUGGGGGGUGGGGCAGCACCUUCACAUUUAGCCUCAGGUGGCACAAUUAGAUGGGCCACCAUUGGGCAGCAGCAUGUGGGCAGCGGAGCAGCAGAUGAGGAGAUGAGAAGUGAUGGCAGGCAGGCAUUGGAAGUCUUCUAACUACAGAGAGUAAUGCAUGGUAUCCUGGCACCAAAUGAAGUAGAGAUAAUGGGCGGGGGGCAAAGGAAUGUUGGCUGCACUCCAGGUACAGCAGGGGUGGCAGAACUCCCAAAAGAAAAGUUGCAGGCAGUUGGGCUUCUAACUUUCAGCGUGUGCUCCCUAAGAGGCAGAUUAGGAAAUGCCCAUGUGGCAUUUGCUACUUAUGAUCUAUAUGGAAAUACGUUUUUAGCUAAGUUUUGGAAGGCAGCUAUGCUCACCACUAUACCACCAACGCCGUUUUUAGCUAAGUUUUGAAAUACAUCACUGCGUGUUCUCAGGACAGGGUGAGGUGCACACUUAAAGAAAUAGAUUCUGUUCUCCAUUGUUUUGGUUUAGGAACCGAUGAGGUGAGUAUAAUGGUGAAUGCAAUAUUUUAAAAGUCCCUUUGUUUCAUUUUAUGAAUUUACUAAGUGAUGUGCCCCAGCUCACUCUGUUCACCACCACCCCUACCAUUCCUCCCACAUUAAUUGCCCUGGAGUUUCCCCUUCCCAUCCCAUGCAACUACUGAGCUUGUUUUUCACACACACACACACACACACACCAUUUCUGAAGGCCCUUUGCCCUCCUGUUUCCCCCUUCACCCCAAUGCCUAUGUCUCCUCUCCCUUCCUUUUGUGCAAUGCCCCCUUGCACACCAACCACCCCCAGGGCCAGAAGCUGCAGCCUACUCCUCCCACACAUUUCAACUACUAAGCACCCUUUUCAUCUUGUCCUAUGCUUCAGAUCCAUUCAGGCCCCUGCUUUCAACCUCAAACCCAUUACCAAACCCCCUACUUCCUCCGUUUUUUGCCAUCUCCUUUGCAUCCCCUUUUCACAUUCACUCCCUUUUUUCCCCUCCAUCCCCCGCCUUACUUUUCUCAGCUCUCCCUUGCAGAAAGAUCCUCCCCCAUUUCCACCUCUUCUCCUAUUUCCUGUUGCCAGGCCCCUUUGCAUGCUCACACCAUUAUCACCUCCCUGUUCUUUUUACUACCUCCCCCUUUCUCCUUUUUCCAACUCUCCUUUGCAGACAGGCCACCCCUAUUUCCGUGCUGCUGCCUCUUUCCCAUUCUGCAGCCCCCUUUGCACACACAAACACACCAUGCUGAUGUAUGUUGCUGUAUCUUUAAGACAAAUAGACUCUUAAGAGCAAGCCUGUCAGUUAGCUUGCUCAAUUAGAAAAUGUCAUGCUCAACUGAUAAAUGUUGUACAUAUAUUUUAGUCACAAGCAAACACCCAUGCAGUUUCUAAACUACGUUGAAUCUGUAACUUCAUGUUGAAGACAACACAUGGUACCAGGAGUGAAAUACAUUGUGGGAAGGUACUAUAGAAUAUUUGAGGGCUCUGCAUCCUGAGUAUCUCUCACAUGAAGCUUUUGAUGAAUGGAAGAGGGAGAAGUUUAAAACAGCCAUUUCCCCACUGUACUUAAACAACGGCAGAAGUCUGAGUAAAACUUAAGUGGAGGAACACUGAGGUGAAAAUGUACUUUUGAACAACAGCAGAGAUUUGAGGAAAGCAGAGAUGGAGGAGCACUGUUAUUUUAAAAAACAAAAACAGUGAGAAAUAGCAGAGACAGUACAAUGCAGAAGCUAACACACAGAAAGCUAACAUUGAAAGCCUUCUCCAACUUCCUUCUCAUUGUACUCAAACUCUGUUUUAAACUGCCCCUCGGGUCACCUGCUGCUGACUCUACUCAAACCUCUGCCAUUGUUUUAAAUCGCCACUUUUUCUCUCAGCAUUUCUCCACCCCUGCUUUAUUCAACCUUCUGCUAUUAUUUAAAACCACCAUUUCUCACUGUGUCACUCCAUCACUGCUUUACUCAAACCUCUGUCAUUGUUUGAAACUGCCAUUUUCCUCUCAGUGUUUCUCCACCUCCACUUUACUCAACCUUCUGCUAUUCAAAACAGCCACUUUUUUCCUUUCAGUGUUUUUCCCUUCUCACUGUACUCAAACUUCUCCCUCUUCUAUUCCUCAGCUGCCUCAUGUGUGAGAGAUAAAGGAUUCGGAGCCUACAAAUGUUCCAAUGUAUGAAGGUAUUUACUCAAACCUUUGCUGGUGUUUCAAACUGCCAUUUCCCUCUCAGUUUGCAACCUUACAUUUUUAUGUAUAUAGGAAGAUUUAAUUCACUUCUGUCCUGCUCUUCAAUUCCAAAGUGACUCAGAAAACAAGGAAAAAAACACACACAAAAUAUAAUAAUUAUAGAAUGGCAGAAUGUUAAACCACCCAGAUAUAGAACCUUUAUGAGCACCCGGGGCAAAACCUCUACCUAAUUAAAUGAUAUUAGCACUCUUCCCUGUUUAUUUUGAUAGCUUUUCAAAACAGCAGCUUGUGUUUGCUUUCUGUUUGCCGUGAUUUAUCAACUUUUAGCCAAAAGCGAAAACCAUAAUAUAUAACACAGGGCAGGGGCAAACAGAAGGAUAUAGAGUAAGGACUGCUUACUAUAACACAUUUCUGUUGCCCAAAUACAUCCUUGGUGAUCAGCUUCAGACUGCAAGAGGAACUGAAUGUGUGAGGCAGAAAAACAACACCCUUUUUAAAGAUAAAGAGAGAGAGAAAACUGUAUUUUAGUAAUGUAAUAUUGUUAUGUAUACUGUCAUGGUUUCAGAUACAUGUUGUCAGGGAACAUCAUUUAGGGUGCAAUCCUACAGUCCCUGGGAAGGUAUUCCAGGCACCAAGGGUUAUUGAAGACCUCCCUCUUCAUGGGUGAAGGAAGUGGUCUGUCCCCAGAGACCUUGUUGCAGCCAUCUAUCCCUCCACUGCUGUUGAUGCUCUGAGGGAAGCAGGCAGAAAAGGGCAUAUCAUGGGUGAAUCAAGGAAGGCUUUGUUCCUCUGACAUACACCUGACAAGGGAAGGAAAAUACAUUUGAAGCUGGCAUCCUAUGCUAAAUUUGCCGGGCAUUGUUUCUUUAAACUAAGUCCUACUUUAGAGGUGAUUCUUAGCAGGCAAAUACUUUCAGAUCUGCAACUUUGGGCAGCAGGUAUUCCAUCAGGCUACAGCAGGGGGAGAGAAGACAAGCAGGAUACAUCUCAUUGGCUCUGCUGAAGGGACAGCUGCCUUUGGCUUUUCUUCUUGAAUUGUUUCUUUUCAAGCUGGUCAUUCUAAAAACUUUGGAAUUUUAAGAACUGGUUUCUGAAAUGGGUUUGUUUUCUUCUUCCCACCUGAUUCCCUUUUCAUUUUGCGUCCCGUCUUUCAGAUUCUAAGCAGGCAGGGACUGCCUUCUUUCUUACUGAUUUUAUAUAAGCUGCUUUGGGAGCCUUUCCAGCUGGGUUAAAGAUGCUUUAAAUAAACAAUAAUAAAUGAAACUAUUGCCUGCAAAAAAACCAAAACAAAACAAAACCCUAAAUGGUCAAAGGGUAUCUUUUUCAGUACCCAUAAUAAACACAACAUAUUUUGGGUUGGUUGGCCAUAAAAGAGUGCAGGCAGCUUUUUCACAAAAGGGUGAUCUCUGCCAGUAAUUCUCAGGCUCUAGGGUCAUCACUGGUGCACACCGUAUGUCGUAGUUGUAAGGAAGAGGACUGUACUUGGCAGGUAAUAACUGUUUAGAUGCCAACUGUAGCUCAGGUUUUAGAGAGACUGGGUACCUUGUUAUGAUUAUCAUUACUCUUGGCACCAACAAUGUUAUGUGUUAAUUGCUGGAAGUGAGGCGAGGGAACAGUGAUGCAGAGCAUUUCAUUGCAGUUUAUUGGAGGCAGAAUUAAGCAUAUAAGAAAUGUUGAGUAGAAGCUAUGAUGAGUUCGGUAUUUCUGAGACAAUAUACGAUGAUGUGCUUUCCCUCGUUAUUAUGUGCAAAGAGAAAAUCUAGUUGUGAUAUUUAAAUCGGGUCCUUUUCUUGCAUUUCUACAACAUGCAGGCAAUAUCCAAGCCAUGCUCAGAAUCAGACCCACUGAGAUCAGUGGACGUAAAUCUAUUUCCCAGGGGACUCAGCUACAUUAGUAAAAAUAAAACGUUAUAAAUGUGUUGUAACACUGUGACACCAGGUGGCGAUGUGGAGCUGAAAUAGGAACUCUAUGAAAUUUUCCAUUGUGAGCUUUAAAAUCGUUUUUCCCCAGAGCAUUUUCAGAGUGUUUUUUAUAGCUGUGUAGAUGCCGCCAGGGUCUACUCUAUUACUCCUAUACGUGUGUGUGAGUGUGUUCACAUGACCAUAUUUCCCAGGAUACAACUGAAUGAAUAAAAGAAGUAAUGCUUCUUAAGGUGAACUGAUCCUCUCUGCAUUUAGUAUUUAAGUGAUACCAUUAGCGUACAUAGUAGUUUGUACAGUUACACCGGCAUGAAAGAACUACCAAGCUAAUAAAAAGGACUAAGCUAAAUGUGACAUUAAAUGUGUGAUUGUGUUGAGUUUGCCUAGGCUGUUCCUUGUAAAUAACAGCUGUGUGGAGGAUGAAAGAAGAUAAUCAGUACUGGUAUGACAGCACUCUUACCCAUUCACCACAGUCCUGAUGGAAAUUUCCACCCACCAGCAAAUCUGCUCUUUACCCCGUGAAAGGAAACUGCACUUACCAGCAAAGGAAGCUUUCUUCCUGGGGCUGAUAGCAGCUGUGGUAGGGUUUACUUAAAAUGAUGAUGAUGAUGAUGAUGAUGAUGAUAAUAAUAAUAUCCUAUCUAAGUUUAGCUCAGUCAGCAGGGGAAAUACAGUGGUACCUCGGGUUACAUACACUCCAGGUUACAGACUCUGCUAACCCAGAAAUAUUACCUCGGGUUAAGAACUUUGCUUCAGGAUAAGAACAGAAAUUGUGCAGCAGUGGCGCAUUGGCAGCAGGAGGCCCCAUUAGCUAAAGUGGUGCUUCAGGUUAAGAACGGACCUCCAGAACGAAUUAAGUACUUAACCCAAGGUACCACUGUAAUGUUAUCUUCUAGGUCAAGAGAGCUCACCCUCUGUAGUAUGUUGUCACUUUUCACACAACAUGGGCAAAUGUGGCCAGAUUCUCCAUUAAAUGCCAAGACCCCGUGACUCUCCAGUUCCCAGAGUAACUAGCCAGACAAGACCAGCAGCAUAUAGUUUGGGAGUAAAAUAGGCCACAACUUUUAUUGGGUCUACUCUACAUGUGAAAAGUUUGGCAUAGGCAUUGGGAAAGCCACAUUAUUUCACUCCAGCCCUCCUUCUGGAAGUGCAUCUAAGGGUAAACCCAACUUGGGAGCCUAUGAUUUGCAUCAAAUAGGGGUACCCACCCACUCCACUCCACCCUCUGUAGUGUGCUGUGUGUAGACUCCCACUCUUAGUGUUGGCACUUGUAACACAAGCACAAUGUGUGUGAAUGAGGCUGGGUUCUCUGUUCCAGGACUUUGAACAUCUGCAACAUCAUCCUUCCUCCUCUCUCCCUUCCUUCUAUACCUCCCUUUUGCACCAUUCUCUGAUGCUGUAGUAUGAACAGAAGAAGCAAAGUGCUUCCUAUAAGGCCACUUCUUGGAACAAUGGUCACAGCCAACCAAGAGUGCUGACCCAUCCUUUCAUGCACCAAUGGCUGCCAGGAACCUUGUAUCAUCACCAACAAAGGUUCCAAAUUUUGAGUCAUGCCUUGUUACUUAAAAAAAAAAUUAAAUUAAAAUCUGUGUUAAGAGUUUUAGGGCAACCAAUUCCGUCCUAUUGUCAGUUUGUGCUUGUGAGUAUAGAAGGAAACUGUAUUCUUUUUAAUAAUGCUCACAUGUACCGUAGUUUGAGUUUUUCAACCAAUACUGCUGAUCAUUUGGCCAGUUGUAGUGGCAUUUCAGUUCUAUUUCAAGUCCAUAUUUCUCUCCCCCCCCCAAAAAAAGUAAGCAUUUGUAUGAGUUUCUAAAAUGAUUGAUAAAUGUAACUGGGACAUUGCAGAACUCCUAAACCAAUUAUACUAUUACCGUCUCCAUGUGAAAAUUCAGAUAGUCUUGUAAUAUAUAGUGCUUACUGAUUCCAUCUGGUUUAUAAUCCAUCUAGAAAAGUUGGAAUUGCUGUUUUAAGUGAACCACCCUUAUAUAGUCCUUUAAAUGUCAAUUCAGAUGUUAAACCUAAAGUAUAUUGGGAUUCAUCUACUUAACAGACAUGGUCAAAGGAGACCUUUGAAAUUCAGGCUUUAUUUACUUUGCAGGUGCAUUAAGGAUCCAUUAGCUGUUUUUGUUGUUUUUUGUUUUGCAGUGAAGGGAUUUUCCUUUUGCCGUUAAGCAAAAAAGAAAAAGAAAAAAACCCAACCCUUUUUCCCCCAACACUUGCAAUAAAACAAAGAUUUCCAGUGGUUUCCCUGCAGAUCUUCCUUCCUUCCUUCCCUCCUUCCUUCCUUUGUUUUGCAAUUUGAUUUCAAACAAAAUGGUCACAACCAAAAGACAGUUUUAAACACCCUCUUCCCCCCUAAAUCAUUCUAAUAUCUCACUCAUCUUUCUACUUGGAAGUUCUAUGUUUUUUUUCAUCGAACGUUCCAACAAUUGCUUUUUUCCCCUUUGUCUUACGCAAUCGAAAGUAGUUGUUACCUUUUCUCUUCUCACUCCCUCUUUCCUGUCCUUUCUUCAUCUCCUCUUUUCUCUCUUUCCUCCUUUCCCCUCUCCAUAGAUAUCCCUGUCUCUCUCUCUGAUCCUUCCCCCAUUCCUUUAAAAUGAAUCGGCACACCCUUCCCUCCUUCUGAUCCAGCACCGCUUCUCUGCUCUGCUCAUACCUUCUACCUCCCUCUUUUCCUUUUGCACUCCUCUGCUCUUCUUCAUCUCCCUCUUUUGCCCGAGUGUAUUAGGUCUGGCACUAACGAGCAGGCCUUCUUCAAGGCAUCCUGCCAAUGGGUGGAGAUUGCAGACGCUCUAGUCUCUCAGAGGAGGUGGGGGUGGGGAGGAUGUGCUCUUCUCUGUCCAAAUUCACAUUUGAAAACCCAGCCUGCAAAAACCAUAAAGAAGGAAAGAAAAAUAUCUCAGCAGCAUAAAAGGUGCACCAUAAGCAGUUUUCCUCAGCACUUGGUGUUUCCCCCCCACCCAACCUCCCUCUGUUGCCAUGCUGAUUUUUGGCUGCAUACGGUAUAUUUGUGACACUGUUUCAUCUCUUUCCGCUCUUAAGCAUAUUUCCAAAAUAUCAAAUCCAUUAAAAGGAAUUAAGAGCAUAUGCUGCGGUUUCCAACUAUAACAAGCAUGUGGGCUCUCAGGAGUACUCUGCAAGAGCCACAUACUGUAGUGGAAACGUGGUGUCUCCAUCCCCAACCCCCAACCCCAACCCCAACUAUCUGCUAUAUUUUUUUCUGCCUGCAUUUUGCAGAGGAGAAUGCAAGGCUGGCUUUUGCUCUGACCUGAUUCUGAAAAUAUCUUCACAGGAUCAACCCAGCAGAAAUCGAGUCACUGAAUUAGACCCUUUUGUUAAUUAACCAAUGUGUUCCCCCUAGGAUUCUGUAGCAGGGUAGCAUUCUUAUUUUUUGUAAUUAAUAAAAUAUUGUUUGAAGUAAAACGCUGUGCCCUCCAAUAACACUUCAGUUUGCUUGGAGUUUUUUUGUGUUUUGUUUUUUUUUUUAAAAAAAAGAUCAAAUAGCUUUUAGAACGGCUCAGCGCUUUGUCUCAAGUAGCUGGCAUAUCAAUAAGCUAUUUUUAGGACGCCAAACUAUUGUGCAUUGCUGCGGGGCAAUCUCCAUUCAUUCCAGUGGGAUUAUAUGAGAACCCUGUGGUCAGGUCCCUGUGUCUUUUGGCAGCUCCGCAACAAGCAGAAAUUCACAGUUCCCCCGUCAUUAGAUCUGCAUGCCGGGAAAAGCUUCAUCCGAUCGAUUUCGAUUGGUUAUGCCACCCAUCAAAAUUGGGUUAUUGGGUUGGUUUUGUUGUAUUUUGACUCCGUAUUUUGUGGUUUUUAUAUUCUGAUGUUUUCCUGUGAACCGCCCUGAGACCUGCGGGUAUAUAGGGCAGUAUAUCAAUUUAACAAAGGGUAAUAAAUAAAUAAUAAUUAACGGUCCGGAAGUCCUGCCAGAGGAAAAACAGAUACUGUUCUGAACCACAGGCAAAUCUCACUGAAGGAAAGCACAGCAGCAAGGCGGGUUGAAGGAUUGUGCCUUGGAAAUCCAAAGGCGUGUUCUUUUGAAAGUUCUUUUUAACAACGUAGUACUGUCGUUUGUUUGCAAGGUUUUGUUUGCAUCGAAAAGAGUUGGUGGAGGAAGUGUUCCUUCCCUGCUUAGUAAUUUCUGUUCUUCGUCUUUUCCUUCCUUCCUUCCUUCCUUCCUUCCUUCCUUCCUUCCUUCCCUGCCCAUUUCCUUAUGCAGUACUUCCUUAUGCAGGAGAAUAAAUGGUAAUUAAAAUGAGCAGGAUGAAAAGAUGGAGCAGCCAGUGCUUGUACCACCAGGACCUGACAGCUUCCACUACUUCACUAGAGAGUCUCUUGCAGCUAUUGAGCAACGCAUUGCUGCAGAGAAGGCUAAGCAGUCCAAACAAGACCGUAAAGACGACGACGAAAAUGGCCCAAAGCCCAGUAGUGACUUGGAGGCUGGAAAAUCACUGCCAUUUAUUUAUGGAGACAUACCUCCUGGCAUGGUGGCUACUCCCUUGGAAGACCUGGACCCAUUUUAUCUUAACCAAAAAGUGAGUGUUUCAUAUCAAGUAUUUUACACUGUCCCUUUCCUUUUCCAUUUCCUUGCAGUCAGGCACACAGCCUACAAUUUCCCCAUGUGUCUUUCUGGGAUCUCUGUUACUUGUGAUCUACCAGGUUUGAAAACCAGCAUUUCUGGGUAAGGACAACUGAUUGCACUGCAAGGAUGUUAAUCAUUUGCUCUCAAUCUGUACACCGAAAACUAUUCGUAUUUCAACUCUGCUGGAAAAUUAUCUAGCAAAAAGCUGGCGGGAGACAACAGUGAUCACAUCACACACACACACACACACACACACACACACACACACUGUUCCAUAGACCAAAUGACUGGUUAUUAGCUUCUCAUAUUUUCUGAGACCAUUGAUUAGCUGGGUGGUUGAAUUGUUUGUUGACAACAAUUAUUGUACAUCUAUCUAUCCAUAGCUGUCAUCUUUUCCCUUUUCUUGUGAGGAAUCCUAUUCGGAAUAAGGGAAUUUCGCUUUAAAAAAGGGGAAAGUUGACAGCUAUCUAUUUAAUAUCUCUAUCUCUAUCUAUCUAUCUAUCUCUAUCAUCUAAAUAAAUAAAUAAAUAAAUAAAAGCAGCAGUUUUUUAAAAAAUCAUACAUCAUAGACUGGGCAGUGUGUAUGGAGGUCCUGGGCUACCCAGAUGGCAAGACCUCUCUUUCAGUCUCACGGAUGUGGUCCAAAGGAAAGCAGAGCAGUACUUUAGGCUCCAGCUUGGCUCCUGCAGGAGUUGCCAGAAGGAGGUGUACAAGGCACUGUCCAACUGCCUUAUGGACUCUGCUCCAGAUUUGUGUAGGUUUUACUCCUUAGCCUUCUCUUCUCCCAAAGAUAUCCUGCAAGGCAGUGGAAGUUUAGGAUCAGAGUUUUCCUUCUCCUAGAUGGGCUACCUUCUCAGAUUGACAAGCCCCUUCAGCCCCUCAUUUUCCUCUGCAGCACAUGCAGAAACCACCUUCUUGACCAUUGGACCCAUUGUUAGUCUUGUCUGCUCAAUCCGCUGGAGCCUGUAUUCACAUGCAGGAGAAAUCUCCAACUCACUGAGGUUUUGAGACCCAUCAGCCGUCCUCACCUGGUUUAGUCAGCCUGUCGAAGCUGUUUCUUGGGAUGUGGCCUCUGUCACAUGUUGACAGCUUCUAGGAGCCACAGGUGAAAGCUGAGUGUGGGGUGGGGUGUGGGAUGUUAGGAGAGGUGUAGUACCUCUUGUGAGGUUCACAUCAUGCUCCUUCCCUGGGUACCUUUUCUAACUGAAAUGAAGAAGAAUAUGCUCACUGAAACAAAAGGCAGCUUGGUCAGAUGGUAUGGUCAAAUCACAACAAUCAAAAAGAUUCCUUGUGAAAAAAUGGAAUAAUGUUAAGGGUAUUCUGUGCAUGCACAUACAAAGCAGCUAGUUAUGGGUGCCACACCUGAUCUAUGGAAUGCUGGCUUGAGCAUGGCACUUAUUCUCUCAUGACAUUUUAAGGACAUCCUAGGGGGAAAUGACACUUGUUUUGAAAUAGUCAAACUGUACAAGUUAGGAAAACCAAUACAAUAAACUUGGCAAUGGGUAAUUGUUCAGUGGUAGAAUACUUACUGUGCUAACAUAAGAUCCCAGAUUCGGUCCUAGGCAUCUCAAGAUAGGACUGGGAAGGACUGCCAUCUCAAACCCCUAGUGAGUAUAAGACCCAUUCCUUCCUUUGGUUGGUUAUGAAUUUCCUCCCCUUUGCUGGUUGCAUGUACACAGGAACAACAGCUGUGGCAAGGUAUUCUCCUGAGUUAGUUAUUCCAUUGCUAAUUACUGUUGUUAAAUCAUCCAAGGACAUUUUCACAGAGGAAACAAAUUCUACCGGUUGGGAAGAAGCAAAACUUUUUAGAGGGGGUGAUGGGCUUGUUUAUCCUGCAUACCUGUUUCUCUUCUUUGAAAUUGGAAAGGGAAAUUCCCAACUCGGCAAGAUAUGUUCAUGUUAUUAUUACGAUGAAGGUGCAUAUGGCUUCUCAUGUUGAUAUGCAAUAUUGCAUUUGACUCAAAUGAUGCUUCCUCAGGCUGUGUAUGCACACAUCAGCCUUUGAAGUGCUGCAGUUUGGGGUUUCUUAAAAGCACUUUUGUAGACAUUGCUUUGCAAGCGUCCAUACCUGCAUGCUCUGUAGACAGCAUGAGCAGCUGUUAAAUCAUUGCCAGAUUUACACACAGAGGUUGGGGCUAGGGCACAUUAGUUUCUUUGCUCCCUCCCCUUUUGAUGCCCACGUCAUGCCUUAAAAAAAAAUUAAAAAUCCUGCAAAUUUAUUGAUGUACCAGAAGUCUGCUCAUAACGAACUAAUGCUCAGUUAGUUUUACUGUGCUGAGUGCAUGCCCAGAGGCUUCCUUCUCUUGUACCAUGCAGGUGACUUGGUGACUACAUUUCUCCUUGGGGACAAGCCACUUUAGGUUGCAUCCCACUAUUGACUACUCAUUGUAGAGCCAUUGAAAUUAAUGGUUCUGAACCAUUUUUAUUUGAAUGAGUCUACCCUGAGUAUGACUAACAGUGAACACAACCCUGUGUACAUUCAGAGGCUUCCUUUCCUUCUCGUACCAUGCAGGCAACUCUAGCAAGGCACUCUAAGUAUGCCCAGAGGCUGCUUGUCCUGGCACUUUGCAUGGUGAAUCACCAACUGUCGUGUCUGUUAUAUUGCAAAGCAUUGUGCUACGGUAUCCUCAGAAUAUCCCUGCCCUGGCACCAGGGAGGCAGCGGACAUCACAUAGUUUGAUUUAUCAAAUGAAGAGUGCAAAAAAAAAAAAAAAAGGCACUUCAGGCUUCUGAUAUAUCUGCUCCCUGUUACAUCCAAUAAUUCCCCUGGAGUCAUUGUGGUUGAUUUCUUAAACCUACAUUUUGUUAAGGAGCAGCAUGCAAAAUGGGCAGUUCUGAUCUGUGCCAAACUGCCACCAUAAGCAGUCAAAUAAUAUGGUUCUUGGAGGGCAAAGUUUAUAGUGACUGGAGCAUUCAGUUGAUUAAAGCUUUGGGAUUUUGAUAAACUGGGAUGGUUGCUUAAAAAGUAAUAAAUACUAUAGCAAAAAGAGCCCUUUCCCAAUUCAUUUGAGCACUUGAGUACAGAGGAGAAAGAGUUAAUGGCGGCUGUUUCUGCCCAUCCUUUAAAAGAGCACAAACACUUAAUGGAGGCUCUUUCUGCUCUUCUUCUAAGGAGUAAAAGAGUGAAACCUAUGCAACCCUCCAAAGACUGAAACAUCAGUAUACUCGUGUACAUGGGAGGGAAAAUAUUUGUUGUCUUCAAGUUUGUCCAGAAUACCAAAUGGCUCGGGUACCUCUCAGGUUAAUCUCUGAGGAAGUGUAGGGAGAGGGCUACAUAGGUGCAGUUCAGCAACAUCAUAAGACCCUCCCCAAUAGGAGGUUCUCAGAGAUGGUCUUCACGCACAAGGCAAGAGGUGCUUCAAAAUGUAUUGUAAAAUGUGAGCCAGCUAUUAACUUUUCUACCAAAAGGCGUUUGAGUGGAACAGCAAACAAACGAUAUAACAACAAUAUGAAGAGGAAAAUGCAUCUGCAAAGGGCAACGAAUACUCUUACAUAGUAAAUAAUGUCCUGCUUAUCAGGUAAGUUAUAACAAUACAGCAUUUGACAGGAAAGGAUGUGUUCACAGUGACUGGUUUUUUUUAAUCACUGGGGGAAAUUAAUAAUGAAAGAUGAUUGUAGAACUGCAUGACUUUAAGUUGCUCUCACCUUUUCUUCUUUCUUCCAGACUUUUAUAGUAUUGAAUAGAGGAAAGGCAAUUUUCCGAUUCAGUGCCACUCCUGCCCUAUACAUUUUAACUCCUUUCAACCCUAUUAGAAAAAUAUCUAUUAAGAUUUUGGUACAUUCAUAUCCUUUUCCAGUUGUUGUUUUUGAAACUGUUCCCUUGUUUUCAUAAGAUAGCAAUCUACAAAUGUGUUCUUCAGUUUCCUCGUGACCAUCCCUGUUUCUAAUUUUACAUGAUUAGGUCUAAAAUGAAAAUGUUUCAAACUUGCUUAUCAAAAUUCUCAAAAGACUUUCUGAAAUCACCUUCCUACCCUGUCACAAAUACCUAUGGAAUAGAUUAGUUUAAAGCAAAUGGAGCACACAGGUUAUUCCAUUCCUCUAGUUGGGUAUCAAAGCUCUACUGUACAUACGGUGCUCCCACAAAUCUGAUUAACACUGACCUCAGUGACAGCUGUCAUUGGAGCUUCUGCAUGGGUAAGAUGCCCGUGCAUUGAAAUGUACAGUAUAAGGUAAAGGUAAAAGACCCUUGAAUGGUUAAGUCCAGUCAAAAGGCGACUGGGGUGUGGCGCUCAUCUCGCUUUUCAGGCUGAGGGAGCCAACAUUUGUCCACAGACAGCUUUCUGGGUCUUGUGGCCAGUAUGAGUAAACUGCUUCUGGCGCAACGGAACACCGUGACAGAAACCAGAGCGUAUGGAAAUGCCGUUUACCUUCCUGCCACAACAGUACCUAUUUAUCUACUGGCACUGGUAUGCUUUCAAACUGUUAGGUUGGCAGAAGCUGGGACAGAGCAACUGGAUCUCACCCCGUCACUCAGAUUCGAACCACUGAACUUCUGAUUAGCAAGCCCAAGAGGCUCAGUGGUUUAGAUCACAGCACCACCCACGUUACCUUUUGUGUGUGUGGGUUUGUUUUGUUUCUGAAAUAAUUUUUAUUUGAUUUUACAAGUAUAAAGUUAUAAAAAUAACACAACACAUAUCCACAAUUAAGAGAUUCCUCUGAAUCUCUGGACUUCUCACCUUCCCCUCCAUGGGUUCUGUUGUUAAAUCUUUUCUACUGCAUCUUUUCCAUUACUCCAUAUUUCUUUAUAACUUCUUUAUCUCCAUGAUACCCGUUACAUUGCAAGUGUUGUUGCAAUCCUGCUAAUGUUUUCAUCUGUUUACAGUGGCCUCCAAGAUAAAUUAUAAAAAAUUUCCCAUUCCUUAUUAAACUUUUGGUCUUCUUGGUUCCUGAGCUUUCCAGUCAUUUUUGUCAUUUCGGCACCCACAUUACCUUUUGAACUUUAUAUGUGCUAUGUAAUUGGUGUGAACAGCCAUUCAGCUACUGUAGUAUGACACCAUUGAUAAAAUCCUUUAAAAUGUUGUAUCCUUGGAACAUGAUCCUGGAAGAUGCUAGUCUUACCAUUUAAGCACCCAACUGCAAGCCCAAUCAGAGGGGGAGUGGCCAGGUGGUUAGUGUUAAUGCUGUGUCCAAUGCUUUGUCAAAAUAGAGAAGGAUGUUCAGCAGCAGCAGUAUUUUCCUUAGGUCAUGAAAUGGUCCAAAUGUAUUACAGUGGUACCUCUGGUUGUGAACGGGAUCCGUUCCGGAGGCCCGUUCGCAACAUGACCAGAAUGCAACCCGUGUCUGCGUGUGCGUGGGUCGCAAUUUGCUGCCUCUGCGCAUGCGUGUGAUGUCAUUUUGCGCAUCUGCACAUGCGUGAGCUGCGAAACCCGGAAGUAACCCUUUCCAGUACUUCCGGGUCGCCAUGGGACGCAAUCUGAAAAUGCUCAACCUGAAGCAAACGUAACAUGAGGUAUGACUGUACUUUGUUUACUUGGUAUGGUUCAUCAGUGACAAAUCAGAUGCACAUAUAACAGCCACCAAUGGAAGACCUUCUUAAAGCUACAAUCCUAAUCACGUUUACCUAGGAGAAAGGCACACAAUAGAACUUACAUCUGAGUAAACAUGCAUAGGAUUGUGUUGUAAGUCGGCUAAGACUAGCAGACUUUCUCUACACAAUAAACCACUGAUUUAAAGUAGAGUUUCCUACAGAUGGUAUAAAUUUGUAUCAUUCGUUCUGCACUACUGUAAGCCUUUCAACUGAUGCAGUGCUGUGCUGUGCCAAAAUCUUCGCCUGCGCUUCAACCAUUCUCUACCAAUUUUAUGACAAAAGAAAUUGAAUUCCAGAAUCAGGAAAGGGAGAGAAUUUUUGGGGGAGAAAUUCUCAUGGCUUGGGUGGAUGUAAGACAUUUGUUGUACUUUCCCACAUUCCAAAAUGGUCAAGAAGUGUUUGUGAGUGUCCUUCCUUUCACUUUACAAAUCUCUCCAGUGGUUUGCAUUCUCCAGUAAGGAUGGAGGAGAAAUUCAACACAGUUCGCAUUUCAAGGUGAGUCUACCUAAUCCACAAUUUCUGAAAUAAUAUGAGAACAAAAACACAGCCUUCCUUCAAAUUCCAGUUUUCUGAAUUUUGCAAUGCAGUUCUCCAACCAAGUAGCACGAACAAUCCCACCCUGGAUUUUGUGGUUGUGUUUUUUGUAAUUGCAAGUAUUUAUAUAUUUGCCAAAUAGUUUUUAUUAGUCUUCCAAAUUUUAACCAAUCAAUACCAAAUUACAUCAAAUUUAAUACGUUUUUUUUCCAAAAAGUUGACUUCCUGCUCUUCUUCCUAGCUGUGUCCCUAUUUUCCCCAAUUUACUGCUUCGUAUUACAAAUUUAUAUCCCAAUUCACAUUUCAACCCUUAUAUCUAAUCUUAAAGGUCACAUUUUCCAAUUUAAUUCUUGUUCUUCUUCUCCCUUUCCCCUUCGCUCUUAGCUGUCCAGUUUACAAUUCCUGCUUGUAUACUUAACAAUAACUUAUUCCCUUAUACAUCAAAACAAAAACAAAUGAGGUCUCGCAGCGUAAUUGCAAGUAUUUAAACUGUUUUUAAUAUUGCAUUUUAAAUUGUAAUCUGCUUUAGGGUAAAGUGCUGGUAAUUAAUUAAAAUGGGAAUGAUCGUCAUAUACUGGGCUAAAUUGUGUGUAAAAAUAGAUAUUCUGGUAAAAAAUAAAACACAGAACUGUUAUAUUAGCGGAAAUUGCUUUGCAAAAAUAUCUAUCUUGGGCAAAAUUGCAUGCAAACGUGUAUUGGGAUAAAUUUGUAAUGAAAUGCUGGUGUAUUUUCAUGAAGACUUUUUAAAAAAAACCAAACACAAACUGAUGUGGAAAUGUGGUGAAUGGGGGGGGAAAUGAGAAACGGGAAAAACCAAAAUGGACAGACUUGCCAGUUCCUACUCUCCUUCCCCUGGAAACAAAAUUGUUCUACUUUGCUUUAUUAUUGCUGACAAUCAAAUUUCAAAAAAAGAAUGUAAAAAGAGGUGUUACUGCACCAAUCUUAGAUUCCUGAUAAUCAGUCUCCCAGGCCUCCCAUGUUUAAAAUAAAGCUCAAGGGAAAUGUGUAAUGGAGAGAAAAACUCACAUGUCACUCAUGACCACUUCACAAUGUUAUGAUAAGCCCCACCCACCAUAACAGCAAAUAAGACUGGUGUGCCCUGAGAAAGUGGUAGAAAAAUGGAAGUCUGUUUCACAAAGAAAGAAAACUUUUGAUAUAUUGAAGGGAAGGUUUUGGCACAGUAGGCAUACAUAGGUUUUAACAACCGAAAGUGUAGAUUAUGAAGCGUUUAGAUUUGUAUGCAUUAAUCACUUUGCAAAUGGUAGAUGCAAGUGGCAUAAAUUUGUCAUUUCGCAAGUACAGUCAUACCUCGGGUUGAAGUAGCUUCAGUAGCUUCAGGUUAAGCAUUGUCGGGUUGCGCUCUGCAGCGACCUGGAAGUAACGGAGCGCGUUACUUCCGGAUUUCGCCGCUCGUGCAUGCACAGACGCUCAAAAUGACAUCAUGCGCAGGCACGGAAGUGGCGAAUCGCGACCCGCGCACAUGCGGAUGCAGGUUGCGUUCACUUCAGGAUGCGAACGGGGCUCCAGAAUGGAUCCCAUUCGCAUCCAGAGCUACCACUGUAUGCAUCAGUGCUAGAUUGCACCAUUCUAAUUCAAGAAGUCAACCAAUGUUACACUUUUUUUUUUAGCUUCGCCAAUUUCAGUGAGGAAAAGAAGUUAAACACCUGCUUCCUCCUUUUUGUAAACUCCUUGGCUGAAUGAAGUAUAAAAGUUUGCUUUUGGCUGGCUCAGAAAGUAAGCUCGACUGGUUGAGAUUGUGCUUUCCCAUUCUCAUGGUUGACAAAACUCUACCUCAAAAAAAUCCAGAAUCAAAUGAUGCUUUGUAAGACCAAUAUAUUACUUGCGUUGUGGAGUAUCUUGCUGGUGAGGAUCCAUAUUUUAUUCACAUAUACCUCACUGUGCUGUUGGCUAAUACAAUAAAAAAUGCAGCUAGAAAAAAAAUGCAAUUUAGUAGGGAAAAUUAAGUUUGUAGAAUGAAAUAUAUUUGAUUUGGAAAUUCAAAGUUUGUGGUGCCAUCAUGUGGUCAUGUUUUAUGUUGUGUAUGGAUAAACAUAUGUUUUAUGUUGUGUAUGGAUAGAUGUGGGUGGCGCUGUGAGUUAAACCACAGAGCCUAGGAUUUGCCGAUCAGAAGGUUGGCGGUUCGAAUCUCCACGACGGGGUGAGCUCCUGUUGCUCGGUUCUAGCUCCUGCCAACCUAGCAGUUCGAAAGCACGUCAAAGUGCAAGUAGAUAAAUAGGUACUGCUCCGGCGGGAAGGUAAAAGGCAUUUCCGUGAGCUGCUCUGGUUCGCCAUAACCUGGAAGCUGUACGCCAGCUCCCUCGGCCAAUAAAGCAAGAUGAGCGCCGCAACCCCAGAGUCGUCCGCGACGGGACCUAAUGGUCAGGGGUCCUUGUACCUUUACCUAUGGAUAAACAAUGACCUUUCGACAUUGUAGCGCAGAGUCAAACUACGGAACUUGGUCCCCCAGGAGACAGUGAUGGCUGCUAACUUGAGUGGCUUUCAGAGGAUUAGACAGAGGAGAGGGCUAUCGAUGGCUACCAGUCAUAAUGACUAUGUUCUGCCUCCAUUGUUGGAAGCAGCAGUGCUUCUGAAUACCAGCUGCUGAAAACCACGGGAGAGGAGAGUGCUCUUGCACUCAUGUUCUGUGUUAAGUUGUGGGUGAACAUAUCAGACAACACAGCGAUUCUUCAAACAGCUCUUGUUUAUUCACAGGCCAGGACAGAACUGAACUGAAGGGUUCAGUCAGCCUGCUUAUAUAGAGCUCCAGUACAACGUAACUGUAACAAUUUUCUAAAACUAUCCAAUCACUGAACGACACUUUCAAUCCCUUAUUUGCAUAACUAUCUACAGUAUCCCCCUGCUGGCCCAGGGUGAGAACUUCAGUACAUAACAUUCUUCUUCCUAGUUUCCCACAGGCAUCUGGUUGGCCACUGUGAGAACAGGAUGCUGGAUUCGAUGGCCCAUUGGCCUGAUCCAGCAGGCUAUUUUUUUGUUCUUAGGUUUUUAUUAAUUAAAGAUGGAUUGUUAUUUUUUAGCUUGAGCCAGAAGAAAUCUGACCCUAAAUCAACAUGACGCCUUACUGAAGUCGUUGCACUCCAGUUCCCAUCAUUCCCUGCCAGCAUGGCCAAUGGUCAGGGAUGAUGGGAACUGGAGUUCAGCAACAUCUGGAGGGCACCCCAUCGGCUACCCAUGUUGUAUGCAAAUACUCUUCUAUUUUUGGCACACCCUAUCCAGUUUGUGACUUUCAGCAUCUAUGUUCAUUUUGCUGGAACUUGCAGUUCCAUGGAUAGCACCAGUUUUGCACAGCAGCUGCAUGUAUAUCACAGCUUUCCCUUUCAAAGUACUUUGCUAUUAACAUCCUGUAUUGAGUACACUUGUUUUCUUACUAUUUGAAAGCUCUACUGGGGUCAUUCUAUAGCUUUUCAUAUUCACCUUAGCUAUUGGAAUUUUCACUACACCUGUGACCGUUUAGUGAUUGUGCUACUUGUAAUAUUUUUUAAUUAAAACAAAAACAAAUUUUCAGAGGCCUCAGUUUCUGCUGUGGCUGCCUGAGGCAUAUCUAUAUGGGUUCUGAGAUAUUUCUGUCCAAGGAAUAUUGACUCGAGUGAGUAAUGGUCUUUGGUGGAAAUGAAUUCUAUUGUUUCCCCUUAUCUAAAUAAUGCCUGCCCUUAUCUACAUUUACUAUAGUCCUGGAUUUCAAAAAAAUAAGAAGUUAAUGUAUUGUCCCAUAGUUGCUUUUUAAACAAAUGUAUUGAUUUAAUAAAAACAGAACAUCCCAUUAAUUUUGUGUUUUGUUGAUCAAUAAUUAUAUGAUUUCCCGCUGUAUGUUCCUUAAUGAUAUAAUCUACAUUAUUCAGCAUGCUCAUUAUGUGCACUAUUUUGACCAACUGCGUAUUUAUGACUCUGAGUAACCCUCCUGAUUGGACAAAGAAUGUAGAGUAAGUUGAAUAUUAUUAAUAUGCAUGUUUGCAUGCUUUGUUGUGGACUGAAUUCUACUGGAGCUAAUACCAUUUUUAAGAUAGAUGUAAGGUGCAAUUUGAUGGUCCCUGGAAGGGAAUUCCAGAGAAUUCCAGCCACUCUGGGCGGCUUCCAACCAAAUAUUAAAAUACAGUAAUGCAUCAAACAUUAAAAGCUUCCCUGAACAGGGCUGCCUUCAGAUGUCUUCUAAAAGUUUGGUAGUAGUUGUUCUCUUUGACAUAUGGUGGGAGGGUGUUCCACAGGGCGGGUGCCACUACCAAGAACGCCCUCUGCCUGGUUCCCUGUAGCUUGGCUUCUUGCAGUGAGGGAACCGCCAGAAGGCCCUCAGCGCUGGACCUCAGUGUCCGGGUAGAACGAAGCUCUGGCCCAACCAAUAUCAGAGCUCUAGUGUUGGUAUGGCCAAAAGGGAUGGAGUGCUAGGGAGCGGGUACCAGGGAGCAGCUUGGACCGAAAGGACCCAAAGUCUCUCCUGGGCCCCUAAUACCACCCCAGGAGGGAAAAUUAGACGUAUUCUUCCCCUUCCAACAUAAAUGCAUCAAAAAAUGAGAGCAGGAAUGGCUUUAGAAAUGCAAGAGCCUUCAUCCAACUCCAUCCUCACUUCUGCCCUGCCAACUUGAGCUCAGCAGGGCAUUGGCUAAAGUAGUGAAGCUGUUUUCAUACUUCUCAGCCACUCAUUUAAGGAUUGCAUCCUGUAGAAUGUGGCUAGGAUGCAGUGAGCUCACAGGAGUGCAGAGCUGGAGGGGAUCCACCUCUUCUUGCACAGUCAAGGCCUGUUCAGCCAUUAUACUUACAGAUAAGGAGAGCAAGCAUGUAGGGAACUGGGCUGUGCCAAGUAGUCCCUCCUCCUGGCACCCACACAUGCAGCACAAACAUCUGAACACAGGGAGGGAGCUUCUACCCAUACAUACAUUGUACAAUCUAGAACCCCUGUUGCUUAAGGUUCUACACAGUAUGGAAGUCUAAGAACAAAGGUGUCUUUGUACUGUAUACUUGGAUGUCAGGCACAUGGGCCACUUGGCGUGGCCCAGGUCUGUGCUCAUAUGUUUUCCUUAAUUGUAAGUUUAAUGCUUAAAGAAGACUUACGCUCAAGAGAAUGGGCUGUCAAUGGUUGCAGUGGACCCUUCCUGCUAUGUAUAAUUAUCUUUAUGCCACAAGAGGUGACGGCCGCUAGCUUAGACAGUUCAGAAGGGGAACAGGUCAACCAAUAGAGGGCUAGGUCUAUGGACAGGCAUUGUCCUAUAGUCUCUAAAAGGAAAGUCCAUGAUCAAAGACAGCAUGGCUCUGACAACAGAUACCUGAGACGAAUGAUGACUUGACAGCCUUAGAAAAAGAUUUGUUUGCCCAGAUUUAUUUGUUUAUUUAAAAACACAACAUUUUAAUUAACAAUGAAUAUUUUGACUAUUUCGCCCAGGUAUACAUUCACAGGAAUAUAUACAUUUGAAUCACUUAUAAAAAUACUUGCAAGAGGAUUUUGUAUAGAUGGUUUCACCUUUCUUCGGGAUCCCUGGAACUGGCUGGAUUUCACUGUCAUUACAUUUGCGUAAGUUUUGUGUUCCUUUCUUGCCCAUCCCCUUUUUGUUUCUUUUGCAUGGAGAGCGUACAAAAACCUAUGAUGUUUAUGGUAAUACGAUGUGCUUUUCUCAAUCGGGGUGGAGAAAAUAGAUUCUUCAAUGACUAAUGACUGGAUGCAAUUUUCUAGUGACUGGUGCAUGUUAAACAGUAUAAUACUGUUAUACAACACCAAGGAAUAUGAAUGUGAAUAGGCAAAUAGAUAUAGAAGAAACUUCUCUGUACAAGUUUAUUUUUGCUGCCAACAUAUAACCCCCGUGUUCAGGCUUACAGCCAACUGGACUGGAGAAAAUAAAUCACAGCAGAUUAGAGAUUCUUCUUUUGUCCUGUGGGUACUUAUAACACACAAUGAAUCAGGGUUUGCAGCUUAAGAAGUUCAUGUGGCAAACUAUUAUCAGUGUUGAUCUUCCAGAAAAAUCUGCUGUUUGUUCUUCCCCAUCUUUAAUAAGGAUAGUGGCAUUGUAUGUUUGUUUUUGUGUGAAUCCAUAUAUGGUGUAAUACUAGCAAAGUAACUAGUAAUGUCGAUUGUGGAAUUCAUGGUACACUAGGAGUAAAGUUAUUGACAAAGAAGGUAAUUUCAAGUCCUGCAAUUUUCCCCUCCUACCAAAAGAGGAACACCUUCCCCUUUCUCUUCACAAAUGACUUUAAUUAAAAAGUUAAGCUUUCCAAGUAAAAUCACUGUGGCUCAUCCCCCCCUUUCAUUUAAAUGUAAUAUAAUCACCGCUGAAAGACCUUAAUGAAAAGCAAACUGCAGUGAAAGGUAAACAUCUCAGUGUCGCUAUUUAAUUUUUUUCCACUAAAGUUACCCAAGGGAUCUUGAUGAAAGACCCCAAGUAAGUAGCAAAACAUCUGCCUCGAUGCUGAAUAACUGUGAUUUGAUUCUACAGGUAUAUAACAGAAUUUGUAAACCUAGGCAAUGUUUCAGCUCUUCGAACUUUCAGAGUGUUGAGAGCUUUGAAAACUAUUUCUGUAAUCCCAGGUAAGAAGUAAGUGGUGUAAGGUGUUAGGUCCCUCGUGCCUCCCAACUGUUCCUUUUUAUCCUGUCAUUGUGUUUGUGUGUGAACUCCCCUAUUGCAGAUAUGUGACAGAGUUUGUGGACCUGGGUAAUGUCUCAGCGUUGAGAACAUUCAGGGUUCUCCGGGCAUUGAAAACAAUAUCAGUCAUCCCAGGUGAGAGCUAGGUUAAACACAGAGGCUGACUCUCAGACUUCAUGGAAAUUCAAACCACACACAUUCCUUCACCAUAAGCCUCGUUGCUUGCUCACUCGAGAAAAAGCAGGACUCAUGUUUCGGUAGCAAUGAACAUUGUGAUCCUUUGCUUUUUGCCAUUUGCUUUUUUACUUUUGAAACCAGCCUUUGCGUUUAACAUGUUGUUGCAUGAGAUUACGGCAGUAUACACAGCCUGUGUGAUUUGCAUCAUAUAAUGUCAAGCUUUGAGGUCAAGCUGUGACAGAAAACAUAAUCAUAACUGUGACCUUUUUUUACCCAUGUGUUUUUUACCUACAUACUGUAAAACUGUAUUUGCUCUUGGAUUUUUUUAAUUUUACGAAGACCAAUAACUGUAUCACAAUUGAACUUGUUGAAAUAUCUAAAUCACUAUUGAACGCAAAACAGUAAGAUUAAAAAAUAAAAAAUAGCAUGGUUGUUGCAUGGGAAAUUUAUUAUCUUUUUCCAAACCACCCACAGUUUCUUAGAAUUAAGUCCUAGUAUGUUAUAUACUCUUUUACUUAGCAACAUGUUAUAAAGCUAAUUCCAGUUGAGGGUUGGGUUAAAAGUGUUGACAAUUUUCUUUAAAAAUCCACACCUCUAACACUUCAAUCCCAGAUCCUAAACAUAUUUAUGCAGGAGCAAGUUGCAAUGAUUUCAGUAGCACUUCUUUCUGUGUAAAAUUGUUUAAUCUUGGUACGGUAAGAUUUGUUCUGUAUGAAGCUAAUGAAAAGCAUGAUUAAAAAUCACUUGUUUUGGCAUUAAAACAAGUUGUUUUCAAGAAUUAAGUGCAGUCCAUUUUCAUUCACGAGUCCAAUAAAUAUAAACUUCCAGUGACCUCAUCUCCACAAGGCGCAUCUUCACAAGCAAUAGAACCAUUGUUAGUUCAUAAAAUAUCAAAGUCAUUUAUUUGGGCUUCUGCAUGGUUUUUUAUUGGGGGCAGGGACUGUUACUGGGGUAUGUUGUAUUUUUAAAAUAUGUGUUUGUCAUCUUCCUAACAGUGCUCUUCUGCUUUCAGGCCUGAAGACAAUUGUGGGAGCCCUCAUUCAGUCUGUGAAGAAGCUGUCAGAUGUAAUGAUUCUGACUGUAUUUUGUCUGAGUGUAUUUGCUCUAAUAGGGCUCCAGCUGUUCAUGGGCAACUUGAGGCAUAAAUGCUUGUAUUGGAAUCCGGCCAAUGCUACAAAUUCAAGUGAUCCUUACCUUAAUAGCACAUUAGAAGAAAAUCUAGGAGAAAAUGGUACAUUUAAUAGCACGCCGUUUGACUGGACUGCAUACAUACAAGAAGAAAGUAAGAAUGUAAUUUUAUAUUGUUAUUUUAAAUAGUAAUAGUAUUAUCAUUAAUAAUAUUAUAUUGCAGUGUGUGGGAUUAAAUAACCAUGACAUAAGUAUUCAUGACAUAAGGAGGUUGGGAGCUGUUGAAAUCCCCUCAGUUUAAUGCUUUUCUAAAUAGAAGCUAGCCCUUUUUACAGUUUUUUCCAUCAGGUCACUAGGACACAGCAGCCUAAGCCAUAUUCCACAGGGACUGAAUUAUGACCCAAUUCACACAUAAUGCUAAACUAAACGAUGACUUAGUGCAACCAUGCAGACUUCCGGAGAGGAGAUGAUGACCACUUCGCUUCUCCUUAAGUUCAGCUGCUGCUGUUGCGCAAAGCCAUUGUUUUUGCUUAGUGUGCUGUCUGAAACAGCGCUCAUGCUUUCUCUUCAUCUUGCUCUCAGCUUGUGAUGUGAAGAACUGAUCUCAGGUAGGGUGUUCCCUAGCUAAGAUUCUUCCGUGGCUACCAAAGAAGCCAAGCAAAGGUUGAGGGGUAGGGAAGAGAUACAGGAAGGAAUGAACAUUUAGCACCUCUUCCUGAGCUCUUCCAGCCUGAAGAUGUGGUACUUCUGCCAUCCAUUCCCCAAUAGCAUCAGAAGAACAAAUAAAGUCAGGGUACUAAAUAAACAUCAUUUAUGCUUUCAUUGUUUUUGUUUGCUUUUAAGAUUGGUUAUUCCUGUUUGGUCUAUUGACCAUGGAUUCGUUCUUUGUAAAGUUUUUCAUGAUUUUAUUAUAGAAUACAUGGUGCUUAUUUUAUACUUUCUUAACUUUAUUCUUUUGCUUCUAUUCAUUAGUCGGGACAUACUUUCUCUAGUUUGGUUUUCCCCCAUUAGGGUUUCCAUCUCCUCAGCCUUCUAGAAGCCAAGAGUUUCAGAAUCAGAGAGGGUGCCUUUAAAGAGCACCGCCAGCUCCCUCAAGGAGGGAAGGCCAACCACAAAACAGACCUUGCCAGAUUUCAUAAGGCUUCUAGUGGCUUCAUUAGUGGGGCAACAUCCCUUCAUGACCCAUAAUAAGGGGAGAACCAGCUAAGAGAGCUCACAGAUAGCUUUCUGUGGUCCUGAUAACACCUGUCAGAAUCUGGAUGUAGCUUGCCGAAUCAUCCUGACUCGGCCUGAUACGACCCUGCUUACCAGGACUAGACAUUAUGUGACCGUAUAGAAGAGACAUUACUUGAUGUGACCUUACUGAAAUAAGUUGCCCGUCGAUUCCUCUGUGAGGCCCAAGCCACAAUGGAACAGGAUAGGUGGCACUGAUGGAAAAAGCACUCUCCUUUGUUGCCACCAGCCUGACUUGCAGUGACAGAAGAGUCUUGGUGGAAGAUCUUGAGAUGUGGCCACAUUUGCAUGGGAGGAGGUGGUCCUUCAGGUACCUAAGUCCCAAAAAUAAUUACAAAGAAGGAGCGCAUCUGAAACGCCACCCUUCCACUGUUAAGUUUUAAUCAUUAUUUACUCUUUCACAGUUAACAUACUUCUUUAGUACUGGUAAUUUUUGUGCAUUUCACCAUGAGUGACUAAGGGUGACCAAGAUGUCAGUCUGUGAAAUGCUCAAGAAAUGGGCCACUUCUGCACUUCACUUAUAAAAACAGGACAUCACACUGUGUGUUUGUGUGUGUUUUUUGUUUGUUUUUUGUAAUAGCAGCACUUCCAAAAUCUAUUUUUUGCCCUUUUUGCCUUCUUUAAUUUCACUUGGAGGCAACUAUCACAACAGUUUAAGCCGCAGAGCUUCUAUUUUAAAAUGUAUGCCUGUGACAACAUGAAAUUCACAGUGCACAGAAGGGCAUCCCCUGGAGAAACUGAGAAGAAAGGUUCCAGCUUCCAUUUCCUAAAGGGAUCGAUAGUCUCAUCAUUUCUGGGAACAUGUUAAUCACACUUUGUAAUGACACAAUUGCUUAAGCUGUAGGAGGGCAAGCCGCCUACCAGCCUCUUCUGUACUUUUCUUGCAGGGAAGAGGGAUGUUUUACCAUAUCUUAUUCGGGUUCCUUAGAAUUACUAUUUUGAGGUAAACAGUGCCGUCUCAACAACCCUUGCCUUCCCAUCCAUCCCCAAGAGGUGCAAUAAUUGUGGAAAAACAGUGAAAGCUAUAGAAAUUGUCGUCCAUAUGCUUUUACACUUGGGGGAGGGGGACUUGACCACUUUCAAAUUUAUGUGUAUAUUUAGUGACUAAAAUGGUUUAGGGUGUGUUUUCGCACUUCUCAGGCUGCUGCAGGUCAAAGUGACCUGUCCGUAGCAAUGGGGGAAGAAAUUCAGUUUGGUUUCAUGGUUUAAUGUGAAUCUGUAUUUUUCAAAACAACACACAAGCCAAAGCUAUCCUCUUGAAAUUUGCACUUUCCCCAAUUUUGCAAUGUUCUCCAACCCAAAAAAAUGUGCGCAAACAUGCAUCAAAAUUGCAAAUAUCGUCACCAUAGGGGUGGGAAUUGGCUGUGGGUGCUAGAUCCAGUCCAGUUUUCCAUACAUCGGCACUUGGUGGAUGAUGCCUUAUCAUCCACUGGACAGCGUGACGAAUCUGUUUCGCCUUCCAUGUUUCACCAAGACCAGAUGUCUCCACUGAUGUGUAUGCACAAAUCCUGUCCUGCCUUAGCUGAUGUCCUCAGACAGCUGACCGAGUUCAGGAACUGGAUAUAGAUGUUCUUGGUUCUCUUGUGCCAAAGCACUUUUCAACACAAUCAGGGUGGUUAUUUGCGUCUCUUUCAGUAUAGUCAUAGCUACAGAGAAGACGAGGGGAGGAGGGUAGAGGGCAGAAUGACACAGCCUGUGUAUCAUAAAUAAAUGUAGCAUGCUAGGUUUGAUUAGGAUGAAUCACCCAGCCUGAAAGAGAAAGCAGCUUAGUACAGUUGCAUCUGACACUUUGGUGAUUGUGACCAUUACUCUUCCAUGACAAUAACACAUUUCUAAAUAAAGUAGAUAGUAAUUUUCUGCCACCCGUGGCUAUGCCCCCAUUCACAAAGAAUGAAAUUACCACAGACAGAUUCUUACAGAGCAGGGGUGCCCUCAGAGGCCUUCCCUGAUGCCCGCAGUGUCCCUUCCUACUAUGUUUUCAGUUGUAUGUGGUGCCCAUGACAGUUUCUGUGGGCAUUUGCACCAGUACAAACUGGUGCGCAAACAGCAGGCAGAAGGUUUUUACUUUUCUUACCAUAACUUUCCUUGGCUGCCCAAAAUCAGGUCAAUAACUAAACCCACUCCCAAGCUGCUCUAGGAAGCUACACAUUUGCUUAUUACAUGCAAACUGAGCUAUUGAGUGUCGCUCUUUAUUGUUUACUUCAAGUUUGGAACCAGGUAUGUUAUGGGAUGAUGGUGAAACAGAGGUCACAAUUAACUCUGUGAUUCAACAACUGGGUGUAAGCCAUGCACCGUAUUUUUCCGUCUAUAAGACGCCCCCGUGUAUAAGGCGCCCCCUAUUUUGGGGGACUCGGAUUUAAGAAAAUCCACUCUCAGCACUCUCCGUGUAUAAGAUGCCCCCUAAUUUUGGGCAUUAUUUUUUAGGGGAAAAACCUAGUCUUAUACACAGAAAAAUACGGUAUUUGUAGCCUAUGGGAUGGGUCAGGUCCCCAGAUAGUUCUUAUGGAGUUCUUGGAGGAUCUAAGAAUCAGUUUGUGAGUUUCAUUUUAUGCUCUAAGGCACUCCAUAUUUAAUUCUUAUGUAACAAUCAGCUGAAAAGUUGGCUAAAUUCCUUAUGCAUUCACUCAAGCUAGAGAUCCAUUAAUUAGAUUGAAGGGUAAAUUUAACCACUUGCUACCAUGAGAUGAACUUGGUGAUGCCUCCAUUUAUUAUGGGACAAAACAAUGGAGCAUCCUAAAGGCAAUAUUAUUUGUGAUGGCUCCAGUGACCUAGUUUUUCAUUGUGCCUACUCUAUAGAACUGGGACCUUUUUAACAUCCAGCAAAGUUGUUGGUGUCCUCUUUUUAUGACUUCCCUCAAUACCCUCGUUCUCUUUGGACAGCCUCGUAAGAUUACCCACCACCAACUGCUCUUUCCCUUUUCACAUUGGAAUUGUUGGUGAAAGGGUUCCAAGAAUGAAGCCACAGAGAAAAAGAAAAAAAUAGAAAUAGAAAUAGAAAUUAUUAUACUGUAUGAUUCAAAAUUGCUGGGUUAUUUUCUCCUAAUGUUUUGAAAUAAUUUUUUUUCCAAACAGGUCAUUUUUACUUUCUGGAAGGACAAAAUGAUGCAUUGCUUUGUGGCAACAGUUCUGAUGCAGGGUAAGACCACCUCCUACCAUUAAGCUUUAAAAAUACAAAGUAAAAACAGGUUUUAACAUUGUUGUGUACCUUAUAAUUGAUAACUAUAACCUGACAUGGUGUAUAGCUGGAGGGUAGCCAAUAUGGCACUUGCUAGAUGUUUGUGAACCCCUUCACCCAAUGUCCCUGGCCACUGGCCAUGAUGGUCCGGGCUGGUGGAAGCUGGAAGUCCAAGAACAUCCAAAAGGCACCGCAUUGGCUACUCCUGAACUAGAGAAUUGGAUUUGAUCUGCUCUGAUUUAGGCUUCUUUUUAAAUAAUUUGAUUGUGGUCAUUGAUUAAAUAUGUCAAAUUGGAAAUGGGAAGCAAGAGACCAAAUUUUUAAAAAAUGGGAAACCUAGACUUGAAUCUUACCUUACUGGAAGAUCUAAUUCUCAUCCUGAAUGGAUGUGAAGAAAGCAGAUAGCUGGUGGUCCCAAUGGAGCAAGAGGGAGAGAAGGAACAAAAGGCAAGGAAUUUGGGUUAGGAACUUCCUGUGCAGGGUAGGGCCUACCCACUCAGCUAUGCCCAUAUGUGUAUCCAUUGCAAAGUAGGCAUUUCACUAGCUUUGAUGCCUGGCUGUUUUUCAACCUAACAUCUUUUUUUCUUUUUCAGUCAAUGUCCGGAAGGAUACGUGUGUAUAAAAGCUGGUAGAAACCCAAACUAUGGCUAUACAAGCUUUGAUACGUUUAGCUGGGCCUUCCUGUCUCUCUUUCGACUGAUGACUCAGGACUUCUGGGAAAACCUUUAUCAGCUGGUGAGAGAGGAUAAUUUUUGUAGCGAAAGCUUAACAUAUAUGCUGGUUUCAAAACAAAACCUGUGCAAGUAACCUGAGUACAAAUAUUGUAUUGGCUUACAAGAGUCACACGGGGAAGGGUGUUGCAAACUCAUAUAUUACUUUUUUAUAUUAAAAAAACCCCCUAUUGUUUUCUCUAGACAUUGCGAGCCGCCGGCAAAACGUACAUGAUCUUUUUUGUCCUGGUGAUUUUCCUGGGCUCUUUCUACCUGAUCAACUUGAUCUUGGCUGUUGUUGCCAUGGCCUAUGAUGAGCAGAACCAAGCCACCAUGGAAGAAGCUGAGCAGAAGGAGGCCGAGUUCCAGCAGAUGCUGGAACAGCUGAAAAAGCAACAAGAAGCAGCUCAGGUAUAUUUCUGAUGGGAAAUAAUUGAACAUAAUAAUUGAACACCGUUCUAGCUGAAUGUAUCAUUUAGAAAGCUGCCGUGCCUUAAAGGCGUUUUCUUCAGUUCAACCAGCUCCCAAAAGAUACUGUGAAAAGAAAUCUACCUGAUAUUUUGUCUGGUUUUUAUGAUAUAUAUUUCCUAUUUAAGUCCUGCCCAGGUGUUUACCAUAGUUUGAGGGAAAGAGGGUACUACACUCCCUGGCCUGACCUUAACCUUAAUUAGAGUAUUAGGGGGGUGGUUGUAUUGUUGGCUGCCUUGGCACCUUCAGGUGAAAAGUCAAGGUACACAUUUUCUAAAAUAAAAUAAACGCAUAAAUAAAAUUCGGUGCAGGUGCAUGUAAGGAGAAGUAUAAGGCACAAAACUGAAUAUGUAUAAGGAAAAGAACCAUUUUGAUUUUAUAAAACUAAAUCUAUGCCUGGACUUUUCUUAUGGAGUUUCGAGUGUUUUAAGUUUAGAAACGCUGUUAUUUUCAUGAGGCCAGCGAAAUAAAACCCCACAAUGCUUUAUGGCAGGCAGCGGCGACAGCAGCGGCGACGGCAUCGGCUGAGUCGAAGGAUCCGAGCGCAGGUGGCGGCGUAGGGGGGCUUUCUGAAAGUUCUUCUGAAGCGUCCAAGUUGAGUUCGAAGAGCGCCAAAGAGAGGAGAAACAGAAGGAAGAAAAGAAAACAAAGGGAACAAUCUGGAGGAGAAGAAAAGGACGAAGAUGAGUUUCAUAGAUCUGAAUCAGAAGAUAGCAUCAGGAGAAAAGGUUGCCGGUUCUCUAUUGAAGGGAACAGGCUAACACUAGAACGGAAACACUCUUCUCCCCACCAGGUAUCUGAGUAUUUCGUUUCUCUGUCUUUUAGUAGUAACUGUAGUAUAUUGCCUUCUGGUAUUGCUAAUCUAAGAAUGACCUUUUUUGCAUGGCAGACUGCUUAAAAUUAAAUGCAGUAUAUAAAUGUGGUCUACCCAGUGCUUUUUUAUAUAAAAAUUUUUUUAGGGGUACUCUCAUUUUGACUCAAGAAAAUCACCAUUUUAUAGUUCAAAUCGGGGGAAAUCAAUACAGUAAAGGGUAAACGGACAAUAUUAUUAUUAUUAUUUAUUAUUAUUUAUACCCCGCCCAUCUGACUGGGUUUCCCUGGCCACUCUGGGUGGCUUCCAACAAAGAUUAAAAAUACAUUAAAAUAUCACACAUUAAAAACUUCCCUGAACUGGGCCGCUUUCAGGUGUCUGCUAAAAGUCUGGUAGUUGUUUUUCUCUCUGACAUCUGGUGGGAGGGCAUUCCACAGGGCGUGUGCCACUACCGAGAAGGCCCUCUGCCUGGUUCCCUGUAACUUGGCUUUUCGCAGUGAGGGAACCACCAGAAGGCCGUCGGCGCUGGACCUCAGUGUCCGGGCAGAACAAUGGGGGUGGAGACACUCCUUCAGGUAUACUGGACCGAGGCCGUUUAGGGCUUUAAAUGUCAGCACCAACACCUUGAAUUGUACUCAGAAAUGUACUGGGAGGCAAUGUAGGUGGUCUCAGCGGCCGCUCCCAGUAACCAGUCUAGCUGCCGCAUACUGGAUUAGUUGUAUUUUCCAGGUCACCUUCAAAGGUAGCCCCACAUAGAGCGCAUUGCAGUAGUCAAAGCAAGAGAUAACCAGAGCAUGCACUACUCUGGCGAGACAGUCCGCGGGCAGAUAGGGUCUCAGCCUGUGUACCAGAUGGAGCUGGUAAACAGCUGCCCUGGAUACAGAAUUGACCUGCACCUCCAUUGACAGCUGUGAGUCCAAAAUGACUCCUAGCUGCGCCCCUGGUCCUCCAGGGGCACAGUUAUCCCAUUCAGGACCAGGGAGUCCUCCACACCUGCCCACCUGCUGUCUCCCCAAAACAGUACUUCUGUCUUGUCAGGAUUCAACCUCAAUCUGUUAACCACCAUCCAUCCUCCAACCACCUCCAGACACUCACACAGGACCUUCACCACCUUCACUGGUUCUGAUUUGAAAGAGAGGUAGAGCUGGGUAUCAUCCUCAAAGUACAAAGAACAUGCAUUACCUCAUAUUACACAGCUGACAGCUCACAGUAACUUCCACAUUGGCGUGAGGUUGUGUGCACUAACAUCUUCCCGAUUCCUCUGCUUGCUCUUGGUGUCCAUCACCAUCGGAGGUGGUAACAACCAAAUUGACCAAUCACUAUGCUAGAUUCCCACUCCUACUUCACACAUUAAACGCUCGCUUCUGUCUGUGACUCAGGAAACACUGUGACAGGAAAUGAGGCCACCAUUGGGGGUAGCAAUGGAACUGACGAUUCACUGUGCUAGAGAAGAAACUAAUUUUGUAAAUAAUUUUUAGUUUCUUCUCCCGUUAGAUUCACAAAAUGUUUAGGGGUGUGCAUACCCCUGUGUCCCCCCAUAAAAAAAGCACUGAGUCUACCAAUUUAAUGUAUAAUAAUGAUAAUAAUAUGGAAAUUGACAUGGUGUUUGAGAAUCAACGGGUAAAGGGAGGUGGGGAUCUGCAUUUUGCUUAUCCUUUUUCGGACCUCUGUACAUGCUCUAUAGCUAACUGCCAUGUUCUCCUGUGUUUCUCUGCAGUCUUUGCUGAGCAUGCGUGGCUCCCUGUUUUCCCCAAGGCGCAACAGCAGAACGAGCCUUUUCAGCUUCAGAGGUAGAGCAAAGGAUAUAGGAUCAGAGAAUGACUUUGCUGAUGAUGAACACAGCACAUUUGAAGAUAAUGAUAGCAGAAGAGAUUCCCUUUUUGUGCCGCGCAGACAUGGUGAACGGCGCAACAGUAACAUUAGUCAGGCCAGUAGGUCAUCCAGGAUGCUGGCAGUGUUUCCAGUGAAUGGGAAGAUGCACAGCACUGUGGAUUGCAAUGGGGUGGUUUCCUUGGUUGGUGGACCAUCUGUUCCUACAUCGCCUGUUGGACAGCUUCUGCCAGAGGUGAUAAUAGAUAAACCAGCUACUGAUGACAAUGUAAGGAAGUUUUAAAUAGUUCAGGCAUGGUGGCCUUUUCUUAAUGCACCAGCCAGUGUGUCUACAGAAUGGAAUCCCUUGGGAAUGAUCCUUGGUUGGUCAAGCUGUGAAUGCUCCUGCAUCUUGUAAUACCUUUUUAUAUAUACUAACAAAAUCAAUUUAAAGCAUAAUUUUUGCAAAACAAGCAGUGGAGAGAGAGAGAAAAAAUUGUCUGGAGAAUGUGCAAAAUAUAUUGCUUUGUGUGUUUUAUAUUCAGAAAACCUUGCUGGAUCCUACAUUUAUCUGGCUAUGAAUUAAUUGUAUCUGGCCAGGUCCAAUAAAAAAAUCAUCUUACUCCACAACUAAGAGGAAGUUAUAACUUUUGGUACCAUAUGGAUUCUGACACUGCCUUGGUUGUACAUAAAUUUGAUUACAUUCUGUCUCGUGAACAUCAUUACAACAUACAAACAACGUGGCUAGAAGUUCUGGUUCCCCAAACAUUGGUAAAAUCACUCCAAAAUUUCACUUUUUAUAUUUAGCAUUUUCAUGCAUCUUUCAACCUGAUGCUCCAUUUUUGGCUGACAAAGUAAAUAUGAUAUUUAAUUACCACAUUGAUGCACACACUUUUCAAAUUACAAAUAUAUGUGCACAUAUCUGCUGUCACAUAUACACACACUAUAUGUUUCUAGCUAUCUCAAUAAAAAUUAUAGGACUUUUCUGUGCUGAUUUGGAGAAGCAUGACAAUGCUGGAUUUUUAAUUUUAAUUUUAACUUUUAUUUUGAUUUGGUUUGAAUGAAAAGCUUGCUAUCCAUUUUAAAUGCGGAAGAUAAGCAAGUGACAUGCCUUUUUUUCCUUUUUCUUUCUCUCAUUCUAAUUUUUAUUUAUAACCUGGGAUUUAUGCUGUAAUCCUAUGUGUGGGAAACGCUCACAAGUAAAUGAUCUAAGGGUUACAGCUGUUGACUGAUUAAUUCCAAUUCAUUUCUUCUCCCACCAACUGUUCUCUUUAAAAGAGAAGAGUAAAAGGUUGUUUUACAUAGAUCUUGCGCCUAGUAUGUUGGGGGGCGGUAUUUCCCCAUUUGGCAAAGUCUAGCAUGCUCUCCAAGGCUGAAUUCCUGCUCAUCUUUACUUGGAAGCAAAUCCCAUUGAAAUCAAUGCAUAGGUUGAAACGUAUGGGUAAGUGGGACUUUGCAAUGCUAAUGAACAUAAGCAAGGCAGUUUAAAACGCAACGAGAACCCAUGGGAUGUUCCCUGAGAGUCAUCUGAGAAGUAUAACAAUGAAGUAACUGAGAUGAGGACAGCAUGUUUCUUACAAAUACUUUUAAGAGAUUUUUUAAAAAAACAAAAAAAAUACCAGGUUAAUAAUACAAUAAAUAACUAAGAUUUGGCAUGAAUAAUUAAGCGUAACUCAAAAGCAUGACGCAUGUAUGCCUUCAGACUUAGACAUUCUUCAUAUAAGCUGCCAUGCUCAACCACUGCUUUCAUGAUGAUCUUAUAUUUCACUCUUUCUUUUGCAGGCCACAACCACAGAGACGGAAAUGAAAAAAAGAAGAUCAAGUUCUUUUCACGUUUCUAUGGAUUUUUUGGAAGACCCUACUCUAAGAGAGAGAGCAAUGAGUAUAGCUAGCAUAAUCACAAACACCAUGGAAGGUAUAUACAGAGAAAGAGAGAGAGAGAGAGAGAGGGAGGUUCCUUCAAAUGUACUAAACGUGUUGCCCCAAACUACUCUGUAAUGAUUACCGCUCUGUGAAAUGCCAGGAUUAAUGCACAAGAUUGUGGUAGGUUACACUAGGCUUCCUCAAAUUCUCGACAGCCCAGCAGCAGAAAUGUAAGAAUACAGUUUGGAAAUGUAUGCUGGAAGAACAUGUUAUGAAACAGUGGGAAGGGGAAAGAAGGAAGUCCCAAUUUCUGGUGAAACUAGAAGUCAGAAAGUUAAGCAACAGCAAAGGCGUCUCAGAGGAGGGUUUUUGUAAAGGCAAAGGGUUGUGCACAUGGAACUGGAAUUGUCACCUUUUUUAAACAGGUGGAGUUAUCACUGCUUUAAAAAAGCAAGUCUAUUGCAAGGAAGUGUACCUUAUGCCCUCCUGACAAUGGCCGGAUUCGGCAUUGUGAGCGCAAUUCAAGUUCCUAGUAUUGACCUUUUAAGAAUUCUAAGCACCUGUGAUCCCCCACUACCUGAGGAAUUCCAUGUGGACAUAAUAGUCCUGCUGGCUUAGGUGAAAGGUUUAUCUAGUCCAGCAUUCCAUUUCCUAUGGUGGCCGACCAGAUGUCUCGGGGAAACUCAAAAGCAAGGCAUGAGAUCAAUAGCCAUCUCUCUGCUAUUGUUCCACAGCAAUUGACAUUCAAUGGCAUCAUAUUUUAGAACCUGUAGAAACCAUUUUGCCAUCGUGACUAGCAGCGAUUGACAGACUUAUCCUUCACAAAUUUGUCUGCUCUCCUUUUGAAGCCUUCUGACCUGGAGGCCAUUGCUGAGUUUUGUGGCAGUGAACUGUGUUGAAGAAAUACUUCGCCUGUCUUGAAGCGUCUGCUAGUUAGCAUUAUGAUGACUUUGGCUUCUAAUAUUAUGUGGGAAGAGAGGGGCUUCUCCAUCCACGUUCUCGACCCCCUGCAUAAUUUACUGUGUCCCUUAUCUGCCAUUUCUGUAAACAAAAAAGCACCAAACAUUGGCUAUGUUCAGAAGACACACUAAGCCAAACCAUGGCUUAGCAUGAAUGUGAUAGCAAUCUAGGAGAUUGCAGUCACUUUGCUUCUCCCCAGACUUUUUCGGUCACUGUGGCCCAGCAGGUAAGCCAAUUUUUGGCUUAGCUUGUUGUUUGACCUCAGGAUCAUGUCCAGGUCUCUCCUACAAUCUGUAGCUAAGUUUGUAGUCUUAAGUGGGAGAGAACUUAAAUCGUGAUCCUGGAUUCAGAUGAGACACUAGGCCAAACCUUGGUUUAGCUGUCAUCCUGCCCUGAAAUUAAAAAACAAACAUACAGAGAAGAGCACAGCAAGCAUGAGCUCCCCCUGAGCAGCAAGUAAUUUUUCUGUGGACACUAUAAGCUGUAUUCUGGCUUAUUGUGAUGUCAGGCCAUUGUAACUUUCCAUAUAAGAGAGCCACUGUUCAUUUUGGUUAUUCUUUUCUGUAUGUUUUGCAGCUCAACAAUGCCCUUUUUGAAAUGUGGUGCUUCUCUGUGUCCAUGUCUCCAUAUUUUAAGAGAAGUUCAUUCAAUGAGGACAUGGAGCAGUGACAUAUGCACUGCUAUAUUUCUAGAAAAAAAAGGUUCUGGAACUCAUCAUGAACACCUCUCUUGUUAUUUUAUAAUGACAGUGGCUCCCACCUGACUUCCGCUGAGUUCUGGCUGGAAAAAAAGCCCUGGAUAUAAGUGUGUGUAUUGUGAGUGCUUGACUAGGCUACCCUCUUUUUCGUAGACCUUCUAAGUUCCCAGACACCAUUUUUGAGAUCGUACAUGACUCAGCCUUUCAUCUUUUCUUCUUAUUUCUUUAUCUCUGGACUCAGGUGGACCAGAGGAAGCAGAAACAAUAGAACCAUCUCUCUCUCUCUUUUUGAUUUUGUCUUAGCCAUGUUUGAGGUGGCAUUUCCUGAAUUAGGAAGAGUCAGCAUGAAACAGUGUGGUCUUCUUUUUCUUUUUAACAGAACUUGAAGAGUCACGGCAGAAGUGCCCGCCGUGCUGGUACAAGUUUGCAAACAUUUUCUUGAUCUGGGACUGCUGUCCAUGUUGGCUGAAAGUAAAGCAUUUUGUUAACAUCGUGGUGAUGGAUCCGUUUGUUGAUCUUGCUAUUACAAUUUGCAUUGUUUUAAAUACCCUUUUCAUGGCAAUGGAGCAUUACCCAAUGACAGAUGAAUUCAGUAAUGUGCUUUCUGUUGGGAACCUGGUAAGUCAUCCAUUGGAUAGUGCAUGAGAUAUUUAACUUUUGUUUGUUUAUAAAGGCUAAGUUAAAAAUUGCAUUCCCCACCCCUACCCCUUUAAUAAAGAAACUAGUAGUGGAGAAUGCUUGGAUAGCUGUGUAUGCCAAUACAACAUACAGGAGGUCUCAUUUCGAACUCAUAUAACUUUGUCUUCAUAAACCCUUUAAUAUAAAGCAGUUUUCUUCAUUGUUCAUUUUCAGUGUAGUGGAAUUCUGAAUUAUCUAGAUCAAAGGAGUGUAUGGCGGAAAUAUAAUUACAUAGCAAUACUUUCAAAAGCAGCAACAAUGGCUACCCCUAAUCACACUCCCAAGAUGGCGCCUCUGACCAGAAUAUAUGAACAGAAAGAUCUGUCUAGAAUGCUGCUUCUGAAUUUAAAAUUGUCUUCAAGAUUAGGCGUCAUAGCUAACUUAAGUCAUACUCAGAGUGGAACCACUGAAAGUUAGUACUGAUUUCAGUGAGUCUACCUGGAAUAUGACUUAGCUGGACUCAGUCCUAGAUGUUUAAUAAUGUGAUGACUGAAAUCCAUUGAUGCUGACUACUGUAAUGCCCUGCUUGUUUUUCUGUUUUAGCUAUUCUUAUGGGGAAAUAUGCACAGCGUCUUCUGCCGCACUAGCACAAUAUUGCACUUGUGGCAUUGGCACAUUUGCCAAUGAUUGACAAAGCCAAAGUUCUCUCAAGGAUGGGGGUAAAUUAAGUCUGGUUCUCACAGUAAUGUGAACCUACUUAAUUUGCACUUCCUGAAACAAUAUACAGACUGAAACUCAUCCAUCCUUUGAAAACCACACUUUUCUGAAUUUUGAGAUGCAGCUCUCCAGUGAAAUAGCAUGUACAAAAAUGUGUGUGUUGUGGGAAGGGUGCAUAAAUGGCAUGUAUUAUUAGUGAAAAACCAUGUACAAAAUGCAUCUGUGUUAGAGGAUAAAUACAUUGGAAAUGCUGACAAUUUUUUUGUGAGAAUAUAUAUAUAUAUAUAUAUAUAUGCGCAAAUUGAAUUUAAGAUUGGAAAAAUGAGAAAGUGAAAUUGACAGAUCUGCCUAACUCUGGAUGCCAUAUUGCAAAUGUAUCCAGGGAACAAAGUAAACAGUGAAAGGUUCACAAUCUAGAUUUGGAGAGAAGCAAAAUCGGACAGUUUGGCUCAGAUUCAAACUUUGCACAGGACCUACAGAUUGAAGACCUGUCUGAGGAACACUCAUGGUUGAAAGGCUGGCCGUAUGUUCUCCAAAAACAGGGAAUCUAAUGCCCAGAAAGGAAGAUGAGAGUUGGAAAGAGACAAGACAGCUCAGUCAUUUUCAGGGCAACCAUCAUAGAUUAUUGUUCCAACAUUGUUAGGUUUGAACAGUGGCUCAAAGUACAGAUGACAGACAUGGGAACGUUUUCCCUCAGGGCCAUUUGCCAUGUGUAGUGGCCAAUGUGCUGUUGUGUAUGCCCACAUGCUGCUUUUAGAAAAAUCAAUGAAAGAAUCCAGUACUAAAAGAUGUAUGAACAAAGACCUCCAAAAGCAUUUGUAGGCAUGCUUCAUGUAGCCAUGGUCAUCUUCUGUAUGUCUGCUGUAAUUUUAAACUUUUGCAAAUUCAUGUAUUUGUAUUUCCCAUUUAGGUUUUCACUGGAAUCUUCACGGGAGAAAUGUUUCUGAAACUAGUAGCCAUGGAUCCCUAUUAUUACUUCCAAGAAGGCUGGAACAUUUUUGAUGGCUUUAUUGUCACCCUUAGUUUAGUUGAACUUGGCCUGGCAGACGUGGAAGGACUGUCAGUUCUUCGGUCUUUCAGAUUGGUAAAUUGUUUCAACCGAUAUGUCUAGCCGAUGUUAUUGCUGAAUCAUCUUAUUUCCUUUUCCAUGAUUUUAGGAAUUCUGAGAAUCUAAAAAUAAAAAAUGCUGUAGAGCUAUCUUAAAUGGAAAACUUACAUUAUAAAAGACACAGUCCAGUAAAAGUUAGUCAAUACUAAAUCCCAUUGAAACCAAUGAUAUGGCAUGCAUUUACUCAACAAGUUCCAUGAGUUUCAGUGAGCUGUAGGGCCAAGAUUCAAGUCAGAUAUUUAAACAAGGGUGUUUAAUCUGGACACUUCGAUUCUGGAGAGAAAUUUGUCAUGGGGUCCCUAUCUGAAACCUCCCCUGGGUGUUGACUGGGGACCCAUGGCAGGUUUCUGUUGAAAAUGGGCUCCUCCAGGUUGCUUUUUAUUUCCAAAAAUUGAUGUUUACUGCAAACACUACCUAUGAGGGGACAAAGAGAAGCCAAGUAAGAGACAAUUUUUUAACUGAAAACUGCUUUAGGGUCCUGAUCUAUAUCAGGAGCCUGUUCUGGAUCAGAGCUUCAAAAUGAAUUGAUUAGGUUAACCACCCUUAUUUAAACGUGUGACUAGCAUCACAUAUUGUUUGGCCUAAGGAAGUGCGCACAAGUUUGCAGGCUUUCAGUGCAAUUCUACGGAGAAUUCAUUUGAAAUAAAUUAGUUAAACAAGAUUUAAAUCUACAUCAUGUUUGAAUCAUGGCGUUACUAAAGCCCCAUCAAUUUCAGUGGAACUUAGUGGCACUUAACUUUUUCCGGAGUGGGCCACAAACUUUUUCACAAGUUUGUAUUCACCCUUACAGACAACAUUUGUCAAUUUACCUUUUUUGUUUUCCAGCUCCGGGUUUUCAAAUUGGCAAAAUCCUGGCCGACGCUAAAUAUGCUGAUCAAAAUUAUUGGCAACUCUGUGGGAGCUUUGGGAAAUCUGACCUUGGUCCUGGCCAUCAUUGUCUUCAUUUUUGCCGUGGUGGGCAUGCAGCUGUUCGGCAAAAGCUACAAGGAAUGUGUGUGCAAGAUUGCAAAGGACUGUGAGCUUCCGCGCUGGCACAUGAACGACUUUUUCCACUCUUUCUUGAUCGUGUUCCGAGUGCUUUGCGGAGAAUGGAUAGAAACCAUGUGGGACUGUAUGGAAGUUGCAGGUCAAGCCAUGUGCCUUACAGUAUUCAUGAUGGUUAUGGUGAUUGGAAAUUUAGUGGUAUGUAACUUUUUUAAAAAAUAUUCUAGAUCUAUACUGAGUCUAGCAAAUAGCCUAGACUGUUUCAUCAAAGCUCUUAAAACACAUCCAUUUACAGGGGAGGUUUUUCAGAUAAUCAGUGAACAAAGUGAUCAAAGUUUCAUAUUCAUUUUAACACUAGAAGCGAUCGGCAAGCGAAAUCAUAGUUACUAGCUUACCCCAAAAAAUGUUUUUCUAGCAUCCACUCUUCCCUCGCUUUAUACACUUUUGGGCCAAUAUAAAACCUUGCAAUGACCUUGAGUAGGAAUUGGCAAACAGUAUCACGUCAAGCUGUGCAGACAGGAGAGGAGGAGAGCAGUGAAUGGACUUGCUAGUAGGCAGUUUUGCUGGGAGAGAUGUCAGCCCUUAAUCUCCUUCAUAGUUGCCUACACUAUGCAUGAAUCCCUUCUGAAUCUACAACGGUAGGUUUAUGUACUGGGCUGCAGGCCUUUAUCUCAAACAUGUUAUUCCAGGGCAAUACAUAAACUGAGCAAAAAUUAGGAUCUUUUUCUCUCCCUCCCCUCCCUUUUGUUUAGGUACUGAAUCUAUUUUUGGCAUUGCUGCUGAGCUCAUUUAGUGCAGACAACCUUGCUGCCACAGAUGAUGACAACGAAAUGAACAAUCUCCAGAUUGCUGUGGCAAGAAUAGAUAGAGGAGUAGACUACAUGAAAAGAAAAAUCCGAGAAUUCAUCCAAAAGUCCUUCGUUAAAAAGCAGAAAGCUUUGGACGAAAUCAAGCCCCUUGAGGAGCUAAAUAAGAACAGCUGCAUUUCUAACCAUACUAUUGAAAUUGGUAAAGAUCUGGAUUAUCUUAGGGAUGUGAAUGGAACCACAAGCGGCAUAGGGACAGGGAGCAGUGUGGAAAAAUACAUCAUUGAUGAAAGUGAUUACAUGUCAUUCAUAAAUAACCCAAGCCUGACUGUGACUGUGCCAAUAGCUCUUGGAGAAUCCGAUUUUGAAAAUUUAAAUACAGAGGAGUUCAGCAGUGAAUCAGAUUUGGAAGAAAGCAAAGAGGUGAACCUUUAAAUACUGUUAAUCUACUUGAUCUAGUAAUAAUAACAACAAUCUAUUUCUGUAUUGCUUUUUAGGAUUUAGCCAGUGUCAAAUUAGAGGAUUUUUAUUAUUAUUUCAUAUAAUUUAUAUCCCGCUUGGUUGCUUAAAAAAAAGACCUCCUUAAAGCCCUUCAAAUGUAACAAAGAGCACCCAUAAUGACUUUUUGUCAUCUACUUCAUUGAUAUUGCUGCUGUAAAUUGAAUCACAUGGUUUCAGUCCUGUCGCAAGUUGUGUUGUUUGUGCAAUUCCUAAUCCAAGGGCAACUUUCAUACAAAUGACGAUAUAUAUAACAUCUGAUAAAAGUUACCAGAAACACUAGAUACAGGUAGGUAGCCAUGUUGGUUUGCUGUAGCUGAAACAAAAUAAAAAAAUUCCUUCCAGUAGCACCUUAGAGACCAACUUAAGUUUGUUAUUGGUAUGAGCUUUUGUGUGCAUGCACACUUCUUCAGAUCCUGAACACUAAUAAGCACUAAUGAACUGUGAGCAGUCACGCAAGGAGUUUUGCAGACCUGAGUGUACUCUUGUAUCAAUGUUGUUGUUUUUCUCCACCUUUAUUUUUUUCUUUAACAGAAGCUAAAUUCUUCUAGCUCAUCCGAAGGAAGCACUGUUGAUAUUGGACUUCCUGCCGAAGAACAACCGGAAGUAGAACCCGAGGAAGCAGCUGAACCUGAAGCUUGCUUUACAGAAGGUCAAUAUUCAGAAUCUGAAAUGUUUGUGUGGCUUCUGGUUAGCUUUCUCGCUAGAAGAGAUGAGCUGUGAUGGAAUGUGAGCCAUCUGUGGGGUGGCUAAUGCUUUUUUGGUUCAGGGCCACAUUCUCUCUUGGCCAACCAUCCUAGGCAGGGGGCACAUAUUCCCGUGGUGUGUCCACAGGACAUAGUUGCAGACAGGCAGACAUUUAUAUAAGCACCCACCCACCCACACAAAUUCAGCUGAUGCAUGCAAUGGCGCAAAAUUGUUAGGUGUGCAAAAUUUCAGCACAGUGCUGCCUCAGUACAACUGCACACUUCUGUUGCUGGCUCUGCUGAAAAUGGCUUCUCCAUGCAAACCAGGAAGUGGCCUUUCCAGACAAUGGAACAGCUCUUCUUUUCUUAUUUCUGCAGCUGCAAACUCCUAGGUGAUACAGACACAGUUGAAUGUGAAUGUGUACUCUGUCCAUUUCUCUCCUUCCCACCCCACUCCCUCCAUGGUCCCAGGUGCUGGCAACCCACACUAUGUCACUGGAUGUACGUAGAUUGUCUGAGGAGAGGGUUAACAUUUGCUGAUGCCACUACAAUCAUGGAAUCCUACCCGCCCCGCCCCGCCCCAAAAUUGCCUAUGAAGCUAGACCCUGCCCCCAUAUGGGGGGGGGUUAGCCACCCCUGUUCUACAGGAAGUUAAUAUUCUUGCAGAAAGACCACAGCUUAAUACAGUGAUAUCUUGGUUUACGAACUUAAUCCGUUCCAGAAGUCUGUUCUUAAACCAAAGUGUUCUUAAACCAAGGGGUGCUUUCCCAAAGCAGCGGGGGACUCAAUUUGCACUCAACAGGAAGCGGAACAUGUUCUGCUUCCAAGGCAAAGCUCACAAACCAAAACACCUACUUCCGGGUUUGCAGCAUCCUUAAUCCAAGUUGUUCAUUAACUAAGCUUUUCUUAAACCAAGGUACCACUGUAAUUCAGAUGUCACAGUGGGAUAUGUGAAAGUAAUUAAUAUCAGGAGGGUUUUCCUUCUGUCUCCUCAAAAAUCUAAUUUAUUGUUUCAGGUUGCGUGAGAAGGUUCAAGUGCUGUGAUGUUAGUGUAGAAGAAGGGAGAGGAAAACAAUGGUGGAAUCUUAGAAAAACCUGUUUCCGAAUUGUUGAGCACAACUGGUUUGAAACCUUCAUUGUCUUUAUGAUUCUUCUUAGCAGUGGUGCGCUGGUAAGUGAAAACAGAAGAGACGUUAAAAACAAAUGUUACUUUAAAAAAAUUAUUAUUAUUUGCAUAGUAGGUACACUACAUCACAUUUUCGCUUUUAAAAUUAUGGAAACUGAAUGAUAAUUUCACUUGUUGCUAGUUGUCUCUAGCACCCAUGAAAUACCUAAUACAAGUGACCAAUUCGCUUUUGAUUAAGACAAGACACAGAGAGAAAAUAUGUUACCUAAUGGAAGUACAGGGCAAAUAGGAAAUAAGUUGUAUUAUUUAGACUUGCUGCAGCUCACCCAUUCACUGGUGUAUGAUAUUAGUCUCUGCUGUCUACAGUUUGUGUUUUUAUAAAGUAGGGAGGGGGAACAACUUCAUAGAUGUCUUGCAGAUGGACUAUUAAAUAUUAUGAGAAUUCCAAUAUGGCCAAAAAAUUGUACCGUGCUGCUUCUUUAUAUGAGGAAAUCAUUUGUGUUACAGAAAUAGCAAGAAUGGCAGGAGUGUAUGGCGUUAUCAUUUAUACCAGAGAUAAAAGAGCGUCUCUAAAAGGGUUGCAAAAAGGUUUUUAAAAUAAAGACUAGGAACAAAGUGAAAAGCAAACCAAUCUUCCAGUCCUUCUACCAUAAUAAACAAUAACACUAAACAUUUGGGAACAAUUUGCAGGCCUUUGAAGACAUAUACAUUGAACAGAGGAAGACUAUAAAGAUCAUUCUAGAAUACGCUGACAAGGUCUUCACCUACAUCUUCAUUCUCGAGAUGCUUCUGAAGUGGGUAGCAUAUGGAUAUCAAACAUACUUCACUAAUGCCUGGUGUUGGCUGGAUUUCCUGAUUGUUGAUGUAUGUACCCUAAGAGUUUUAUUUAUAUAUAUUUAUAUGUAUAUAUGUAUAUAUAUACAGGUGUGGAGUGCUCAUGUUUUUUAGGGUGCCAGCCAGUUAGCAUUGACUUUUUCAGAACUUAUCCAUACCACUUCAAUUUCCCUUUCCCUUUCUCUCAAACAGCCAAUCAACAUUGUGCAUGCACUGAGCAUGCUCAGGACUCACUGGCCUUCCCUCCCCACCCCCAAAAAUAUUUUUGUGCUUUUCCUAAUAUUGGGAUUCCACCCGCACCCCACCCCCGGCCUACUGAUGCCUGUCUCCUGUGUGUGGAUUGUGCCAUUUUCCAUAGGGGUCCACUCUGAAAAUGAGUUCAUAAUUAAUAUUAGAUCCUUCGCAAAUAAUAAUAAUAAUAAUUACCAUAAAAGAUAAGCACAUAACCCAUUUUCCACAUGGUGGAAGAACAAUCACUCUAAUAUUGCCUUGGAAUAGGCCAUUAGCAAGUAGUGUAUUGCUUUAAAACUUUAGAAUGCAUUAGCAUCGUAUUAGCAAACUUCACAGAGUUCUACUAUUGUGGAUUUCAUAUCGGUGGUAGCCAACGUGGUACUCUCCAGAUAUGGGCUAAAACUUACAUCAGCCUUGACCAUUGGCCAUUCUGGCUGGGCCUGAUGAAAAUAGUGGUCCUAAAUAUCUGGGGGGGGGGGGACAAUACAUUGGUUAUCCCUAUUCUACAGCAACACUUGGUACUGACAAGUGCCAUCCGCUAUUAUGAUUACAAAUCAUAACAUCUGGAAUGCCCUUUUGCAUUUAUUUUUUUUAAAAAACACAUUAAAAUCUUGCAUCAUGAGAGAAUGCAAAUUAAAUCUCAAAGAGAACAACAUUUAAAUUAUAUAUUCACUUAAGAAUAUAUAAACAUUGUGAAAAGUCAAACCAAACCUUUUUAAAAAACGGAUAAUUCUCUCCAGUCUUACAUAUUUUACUGCAGAGAAAGAUUUUCCAGGCUUUAACAUACAGUGUUCCUGUAUGGGACCCAACCUUGCACCUCAGUGGUCCUCCCAAAAUAGCCAAAGUGUGUGUUUUUACCCCUUGCUGUGUUGAAAUAUUCGUUCUUAGCUGUACUAGGCCCUGUUACACAUUUCCAGAGUCAACUGAGAAACCCAUUUUGACCACUGCAACCCAUUCGCCCAACUUUCAUAUGGUGAGCUAAUGUAUGAAUUAAAGGUCCAAAGUUGGCUGUACUGGAUGAUGUGCUUUUGAGUGCUUAUAGUCCUGUGAUUCCUUCAAACUCCACAGUCCUGAAUCUACAAAGCCUUAUAGCAUAAUAUAAUGCAAAGUGGCAAUUUUUCUUUUUCUUAUUUUUUUUUAACAGGUAUCAUUGGUUAGCUUAACAGCAAAUGCAUUGGGUUACUCAGAACUUGGAGCCAUCAAAUCCCUUAGGACACUGAGAGCUCUGAGACCUUUACGGGCCUUGUCAAGAUUUGAAGGGAUGAGGGUAAGAUGAAAUGAGAGAAAAGUCUGCCAGACAUAAAACGCAUGCCUAAAUGUAAGGAAUGUUCUGUGCAUGCCUUUGUGAGGAAUGACAUAACCAUGCAGAAAUGCUGCCCUUUCAUUCUAUUGCACAUUUAUCAGUAAUAGAUAAGCAGAAAGCUUCAUUAGCAAACCUUAACCCUUUAUUCAGUACCACGCAUAAGCUGUGUGCAUUUAUAUUACUUUACUUUCUAGCCGAUUUGAGGAGUUUGUCAGAUUUGCUAAUAGUGAUUUGAAAGGUGAGUUGAUGCUGUGUCAUUUUGUUUCUGAUAAAUUAAAUAUUUUUUACUUCAUUAUCUAGUUUACACAGCUUGUUGAAAGGGUGUGCUGCUUUCAUAAAUCCAGAUCUGUAAGCUCUCUUGCUAGUUAAAUUAACGGAGAAUUAAUUUAUUCCCACUGAAAUUAAUGGCUUCAGUUUAGAAUUUCAUUCAGUAGGUCAAAUUUGAUUACUAUCAGGUCUCCAUAUAGGUCUCUGUCCCUCUCUCUUUCCCUCUCUCAGUUUUUGACAAUGAACUACUUAAACCUAGUGGCAUACAAGGACAACUAGUAAUCAUACCAUGUAGACGACUCAGUAAGAUUUAAUUUUUUUAUGGUCUCACUGAUUGGACUAAACUUGCUUACGUGACUAAUUUAACCAGACAACUCAAUGGAUUAUUUUUCUUUCUUUUUCACAAUAGCUAAUAAUUUCCAAAACAGUUAAAGUAAUUCCAGCAAUCCCCCAGCAUUAUCUACACAAAUCAUGCAGUGUUACAUGUUUUCUUUCUGGGGUAAGUCAGGACCACUGCUUAACAUUUAUCUGGGAAAAGUUCCUUACCGCACUAUACCCCUGUUUUCUUCUGUUCCUUAAAGUUACUGGGUGAAUUUGUGCCUGUGUUGAAGUCACCAGCAAAACUCCAAAGACUUCCGUUAAAAACAUUCAUUUACACUCCCUAUACAACCUGAUCAAAACUGCAUGUUGUUCAAACCUGUUAUUUUUAGAGAAUGCUUUUUUUUUGCCACUUCAUGGAAACAUAAGAGGAAACAGCUUUUGAAUAAUGAUAAAAGUAAACCUUUCUAGUGAGAUGGGCAGCCGAUAACAUAACAUGCUGUCUAAUUACUCAUGAGAUGUAAAAGCCACAUCAGUACCAUGAAACAAAAUUCUGAAUACUGGAGCUCAGUUCCUCAAAUUGUAUCCAUCAGGUUGCAUAUAUUUUCUUCAAAAUUUCUAAGAAGAAAUAUUGUAAAUUGAAACUGACUCGAUACAUGAAUUUCAGGUGCAUCUAACCACCCCUUAAUUUCAACAAAUCCUUUUAAACAAGAAAUUCAUGAAUUGAGAAGUCAGCAGUGGAAUAGGGUAAGAGCUGGUCAAUUGCUGUAGUGUUCACGAACAUUCAUUCAGUUUUUUAACUGACUAUUUGGUUUAUCCAUGUUCAUACUUCUUUUUAUUUACUAGUCAUGAACAUUCUUGCAAAUAUGUUUUUGUUGGCACAAAUGUUUGGGGAACUGUUGUCCUUUGUACUCAUUCCUAAGUAAUCUACAAGAAUAGCAAUGCUGCUAAAUGUUCAUGUAAUACGAGUACCAAGAAUAUGGCGACCUGAAAAUAAAUAAAUUUCAAAAUUUCUGGUUCAUAUGAAUAAGGAAUAUGAUUAUACUAGGUUUCAUUUUUCCAUUCACAAUCUCCGUUGCGAUUUUUCUCUUUAAUGAUAUUUAAAAGGAACCAAGGAGUCGUGUACACAACAGUAUCAGUUUUUCACAAUUUCCUGUGCAUGUUCUCCCACUUAAAGGCUCUCUCUCAUUAAGCCAAAGAACAAAAUAAGCAACAUAUGGCUGAUAAUUCAAAGUCAAUUAUAAACAGAUUAAAUGGAUUAAGGGCACAAACAACUUGAACAGUAAACAUUAUCUGUCCAAAGCACUUGGCCCAAAUUUAGAAAUCAGUGUGUCCAUUCACAGAAAUUCACAGAAAUCAGUGUGUCUGUUAAUGAAUGAUUCGUGAACAGGAAAAAAAAUCUCAGACAUAAAACCUGACCAGCUCUCAAAGGAGUCACUGAACUGCACUCUUUUGAGACAGUUUUCAUUUCAGCAACUUCAUUUUGUGGGGACAUGGCAAAGGCAGGAUUGGGUUGGUGGCAGAGAAAUGAUGAAUGAAAAUCAUUAAUGCCUCCUUGUUUUCUUCCAUGAUAACUGCAGCACUGAACUAGUGCCAAUACAGUGCUUCCACAUAGAGACAGAAUAUUACAAGCAAGUCAUUCUGACAUUGCAAAUGAGUCAUGGGCACCAGGUUUUCUUCUUAGUCUACUGGAUGUUCUGCAGAAAGUGUAAAUCUGGAUUAAAUGGGUGGGGGGGAGAGACAUAUGAGCAGAUAUUUUGAUGCUAUGUUGAAGAAACCUGCAUGCAUGAUCAGUAGAGGGCUACCUUGGAAGUCGAACAAAAUCCAUUCCGGAAGUCCAUUUGACUUCCAAAACGUUCGGAAACCAAGGUGUGGCUUCCGAUUGGCUGCAUUCCUCCAGCCAAUCAGAAGCCACAAAAGUCACGUCAGACGUUUGGCUUCCAAAGAACGUUCACAAACUGGAACACUCACUUCCGAGUUUGGGGCGUUUGGGAGCCAAAGCGUUCAACUUGCAAGGCAUUUGGGAUCCAAGGUAUGACUGUACUGAUCCCACAAUAAACAGCUGUCUCGAAGCACCCUGGGCCCAAUAGCAUGCUUCACAAAAUUUGUUAUAAUAUCUUUCUAUGUUUGGCAUUGCUAAUCUUCCACAGGGACUCCAAAGCUUCUCCAGUAGUAUCUGCUAUUGGUCUUCUGGGACUUCCAUUCUCAGCAUGACUCAAAUAAUACCAGGUUUUUCUGACAAGCCGUGUUCAGAGUCUGGUGCUGAACUGGGAAUUCAUGACCUCUAACUGAAGCAGCCAAAGAGCCAAAUGGCUUUAGAGGCUACUUUGGAGUGAAAGAUGACAAGCACUGCAUCUCGAUUUGAGGAUAAUUUAGAGAGAUGAAAACUGUUACAGAAUUAAGGGCCAGUCUUGUGAGGGAAAGAAGGCAUCAUAAACAAGACCUUUAGUUAACCACUUUGUAGUCUAGUUGGCGAUAAAAAAUACUGUUCAGAUUUAAAUGAAACUGAGGUCAAGCAUCAACUGUCUUUUUUAAAAAAUGUGUUAUUUAAAAAAUGGUUUUGUUUAAUUGACUGGUGGAAUAGACCACACCAAAUUUUAAAGCAGCUUGCAAAAAAACACACCAAAAAAACCAUGAAAUCAGAACCUAAAAUUCUGACCUGUUGUUCUUACCUAUCAAGUUUGGGUUUUCACAUAUUUGUAUCAUUAUACUUAAAUGUGGAGCUUUAAAUUAACUUCAUAUGAUUUCUCUGUUCGAAAUUUGGUAAAAUUAUUCCUAUGCGGAAGAAAAAUCCAAGACCUAAGGACAAUGUAAGUCUGUGAAGUAUAACAACUAUUUUAACAUGCACAACAGGGACAGGGGAAUUAUUUAUCAAAGUAAGCGUUUAAAAAAUGCAAGGCUGUUGUGUUAUUGUGAGAACUGUUUAAAUAUAUUCAAAAGUAAAUUUAAACCAUCCUAACUCCACAGAGGUGCUGGAAGGCAAAGUAAAUAAUCGCUUUUAUGUGAAUUAAAUCUGUCACAGAUUGGAAGCUAUAUUCUAAUCUCAGUGCACGUAAAUCAAUGCUUAUAACUACAUGCAAAGUGAGAUUUGAAUAUACCCAUUGCUUUAUAUUUACCAUUUUUAAAACUCCCUGUAAUGUAAUGAUCUUGCAGUAGUUCAAAAUAUGUAAAGCAUGUGUUUAUGUGUAAACUCACUGAAAGAGAGCAUGUUACGCCGUGCUUGAUGUAUUUUUCUUAGAGCAGUAAAGCGGAAAAGGAGUUUUUAAAAAUUAAUCCACCUUGCAGUUUUAGUUUUGCAUGUCUUAUGCACAUUUCUGGCUGAUUGCUUUAAAGUGAUAUCAUAUUUCAAAUUUCCAGUCCAGUUUCCGAGACAGCAACAUGAAAAGCAAAUUGGUAUCUUUAUUCUGUACAAUUCAGAAGAUAUGCUUAAAAAUGCCUCUUACAUUGAUGCAGUAAUAACUCUUUUUACAAUUGACAGAAUCAGAAACAUGUUUUCCAUUUCUCCAGGUCUAAUUAUUGAAUUAUCUUUGCAUAGCCAAUUUAUUUUUAUGGGUGAGGUGGACAGCUAAUUCCUCCUUCAAUCCUUCUGCAGUAAUUAAUUACUUUUCGCAGCUUGAUAGUUUCACACAGCUUUCGCCCCUAGAUUGUUUCAUUCUAUAAGGCCAGAAAUAAUGACAAGAGAGAAACAUUAACAAAGGCUAAGAUCAAUGGGUUGGAGUCAAAGGUGGUGUUCUGGUCAUGGAAGGGUUAUUCAAACUCCACAGUAGAGUGCCAUGUAAGAAAGGUGAAACCAAGACUGACAUACACCAGGAAUGGCUAACUUAUGGCUCUCUAAAUGUUGAUGGACUCCAGCUCCCAUCAUCCUUGACUUUUGACCAUGCUGGUUAGACCUGAUGGGAGUUGGAGUCCAGCAGCACUGCAGGGCCAGAACUUCCCCACCCCUGCCAACACAUUUGUUCUGAAAUGAUGAGCAUUUCAAGUGAAUUUUGUUAAGGCUGAAGAAAAAUUCAUAUACUUGAGAUUUAACCAGUUCUGUGACUUUAUUUAUAUCAAACUGUCUCCUUGUGAGAAAGAAAAGAGAAUAAACAAACGUUCAGCUCCAAAAUAUCCCCUGACCAAAAGCCCUCUAAAUGCCAAGCAUUAUGUUCCACCAUAAUGUGAUAAUUCAAUCGCCAUGCCAACUCCUCCCUCCCCCCUGAUUUUUACUGCCAUGUAAACUACCUGUACUGUAACCUUCCAAUUUACAUGUUGGGGUUCCACCUUAUAGGACAAAGCUUUAUCCUGAAAGGAGAACCUGCAGCAGAAUACUGUAGUGUGAAAUGCUCCUGCUCAGGCUUUCAGCCAGCCAUUCCCUCUUCCAGGAUACUCUAUUCCACUCACCACAGUUAAUAAUAAUAAUAAUUUAUUUAUACCCCGCCCAUCUGGCUGGGUUUCCCCAGCCACUCUGGGGGGCUUCCAACUGAACACUAAAAUACAAUAACCUAUUAAACAUUAAAAACUUCCUUAAACAAGGCUGCCUUCAGAUGUCUUCUAAAAGUUUGGUAGUUGUUUUUCUCUUUGACAUCUGGUGGGAGGGCGUUCCACAGGGCAGGCACCACUACUGAGAAGUUUUCCAUUUCCUCCCAACAUUCUGUGCCCACUGAGCAUGCUCAGUCUUCAAUACACUGUCAGGGGCCCCCUCCUUUUAUAGUUUUUCCCUAAAUAAUUUCUUACUUCUGCUAAUCUUGGGUCCCCCCCCCCAAAAAAAACCACAUCUUGUGUGUGGAUGGUGCUGUUUUGCCUAUGUAAGGAUAGGCACUUGGGGAAUGAGCUUGCUAUUAGUAUAUCAUGUUCUAUUUAACCAUCAGCUAGGCAAGAUGGCCCCAUAGUCACAUGAGUUCCCCACAGCGCUGCUCAAGGUUUAGGAGAGCAGCAAGGAGGCUGUCACCUUAGAAGGCAGGGCCUGCCUUCGAGAGCACUCAUCCUUCAUUCCCUAUGGCCGCUGCCAGCUGCACAACUUAAGCGCUGGGGUACAGCAAAAAGAGCCUAGAAUGCUGUUUCCAAAAUAACCACAGCAUGCGACUAUAUGGGAAGUGGUGUUGGGAGAAGGGGCAUGACCUAAUCCUGACGCUUUUGAGAGAAAGGAAACCUUGCUGCAGCGUAGUUAGCCAGGCUUGAAGCAAAAUCAUUUCAAAGCACUGCCAUGCACAACUUUCUAAGUUGGGAAAGGAGCUUUCUAAGCAGCUGUGUGAGCUCCAAGGACACACACCCCCCCCCGAAGUUAAUAACUUGUGUUUGGACUGGGUUCUGAGGGCCUGUUCUGGUUGUUCCUUGGUAUUUUUACAGUCAGCAAGGCUUUGCAAAAGCCACAACACAGUUUGUGCAUCACAUUGUGGUCAAACCAUUGUUGAAAUGAACCAUGGCUUAUGUGUAACGAGCUAACGCAUGCUGCUAAAAUCACGAGCGUUUCUCCUCUACUGCUGCCGUGCUGCCGGGAAACGAAGCCUAGGCAGGGUUGCAAUCAAACCUGGGCUCACGGUGGUUUGUUUCUCUCUAAAGAAACCGCAAGUGGUAACCAAGGUUUGUUUUUGGCAAGCUUGUUUCCCAGCACUGCACCAGAACACUGCACAUUUGCAGCAAACUGUGGUUUCAUUUUAACGAUGGUUUAACAAGACUUGCAAACCAGGCCUCUAGUGCUCACUCCUCUGAAGGUGAUUGAUGCUAGGAACAUGCAUUUAAAAACUCACUAACUGUAAACAAAGCGCAUAUCUCCCUGAUCCAGUUACAGGCUUUUUCUGCAUGCGUAUCCCUCCCUGGAUAUGAAGCCACAAAUAGGUCCUGCUUGUGCAGUUCUGCUGCUCAAUCCAUUGAUCUAUGCAUUGUGGACCGUGCAUGAAGAGCCCUCUUGGGGAAAAAGUUAAAUCCCAUCAAUUAGAAAAAGGAUGGUGGUCAGGAACCCUCUCUCUCUUUCUCUGCCAAAGACCCCAUCAGUAGGAUUUGGGUUUUUGGAGAGGGUUCCUCAAAUAAAGUUGUGGUUGUUCUGUGCCUACAUGUUGGAGUACAGCCAUGCUAAUUAAUGCUGAAAAGGAAGUGUAUUCCACAUUUAAAUAUUAAUAACCUCUCCACCGUCCCCAUCCCCCCAAAACAGUGUAGCAGUUUUGGGGAGGAAAGAAAACUUGGGUUGGAUCUAUAGGUGCCAUUCUGUUUCUAGAAGGUCCUUUGAGCCAACAGGGGCUCCCACUAACAUAAGGUGGAGAGUGAACAUUCACAGAUUCCCCCAGUCCGCCCCCUUGGACCCCCGGAGCAGAUAUCUAGGGGACUGCAGAGGGAGUGACCUUUCCAUGAGUGGAACUCCACUCAAGGGAUCUUAGGCUCGUUAACAUCUUAGGUUUCUUGAUAGCAUUCUUCCCAGUCAUGUUUUAUUAGAUAAACUUACAGAUGUAUUGCAGUCAAUAAAGUAAGGUGUUUCUUGAUUUAGUCAAGGAGUCCAUUGUGUUUAAAUGUUUUUGAUACUUUCAUUAAACACCUAGCUAUAAGGACAUACGAAUUUUUCAUUUAUUCAUUUUUAAACAAAAUGUUUAAACUGAAAAUAGAUUCAUUUUCUCAAUAAAGACUGGAGCUUGAAAUAAACUAUGUGAUUAUUUAAAUAAGCACAUAUUGCAAAACUGUCUGGCUUUCUUCUGCAAAGAAAUUAAUCUUUGUAAUAAUAAUGCAUGGUUAACUGUACAAGAUAUAUAUAUACUAAUCUUGACUAAUUCUUUGAUAACAUUAUUGACAUUUUGUGUUUUUAGUUUUAAAGAAAUUAUACAGUCAUUUCAGUUUAUAUUUUAAUUUUCUGUAUUAGUAUUUUAACAUAUAUCUCUUUUUUUACAGAGAUCAACAAUCUUCAUGUUACUAUUAUCAGGUUUUUUUAGUUUUUACUUUUAUUUAAGUAUUUUAGUUUUCUCAUCUUUGAUGUUGUUGCAUAUGUGAAAGUUUUCUUUAAAAUAGGGACUCUGUUGCAAUCAAAAUUGUGAUUAGCAAUUUAAUAAUUCACUCUAAAAAAUAAAAUAAAACAGAAAAAUUAUGCAUUGGUGCAACAGAGUGAUUAUGUUAUUGCUGUAAGUAUUCUUAUACUCUUUUUCCCCCUCCUGUAUUUGUGUAUUAGGUGGUUGUGAAUGCCCUUCUAGGAGCGAUUCCAUCCAUCAUGAACGUGCUUCUCGUUUGUCUUAUAUUCUGGCUAAUUUUCAGCAUCAUGGGAGUAAACUUGUUUGCUGGCAAGUUCUACCACUGCAUUAAUACCACAACUGGUGACAUGUUCACAAUCGAAGAAGUUUUCAAUAAGAGUCAGUGUGAGGAGCUCAUACAAAGAAAUGAAUCCGCCAGAUGGAAAAACGUGAAAGUUAACUUUGAUAAUGUAGGAUUUGGGUAUCUUUCUUUACUGCAAGUAGUAAGUGAACACUCUUUACAGACUACUUCUUGUUUACUUAGUGUACAAUAAAAAGUUCAACUAUUUUGUCACUUACAGUCUGAUCAGGCUCAUAGGAAUUUGCUAGGAAUUCGGUGGUAGGAGGGUCAUGGAAUCACUGUAGACUGCCAGAAUAUAAAAUGAAGGUAGCCUAAAAUGUUACUUUGAGGCUGUGGGACUAGGUCUCGGGAGAGCCAGUUUCACCUUCUGGGCACUCAUUAGCUAUUUGCCAACUCUCAAACUAACCUACCUCACAGUGAGCAUAAAAGUGGAAAAGACGCAUGCACCAUCUUCAGCUCCUUGGAGGAAAGUGAUAUAUUUAUGAUAUGAUAUGAUGUCUGUUCAGAAGUCAGUCCCAUUUAGUAUAGAAUUGUAGACCCUCCCAGGGGCAUAGCGUGGGUUGCCAGUGCCCAGAGCCAUCUGCGUCACCCAGAAGAUCACAGCUGCCGAGAUAAGAAAAGAAGAGUUGUCCUGUUGUCUGGGGAGGUCACUUCCUGGUUUGCAUGGGGAAGCCGUUUUCAAUGGAGCCCAGCAACAGAAGUGCGCAGCUGUACUGAGGCAGCACCUGGUGUUGAAAUUUUGUGUCCCUAACCAUUUAGCAUCCGGGGCAACCACCCCUUUGCCCUCUGCGCGCUAUGCCACUGGUCCCACCUUUUAUUCUGCAUAGCCCUACCCAGGGUUUUAUUUCUUGGUCAAGCUACAAGGUGAUGCUCAAGUAUGCUGCUAAAGAAUCUUAGGAAACAUCUUUCAUAGAGAGAGCUGACAUGCAUAAUUCUCCUAGUCAUUUAUUUAGAUUAGUGCUUUGUAGCUGCGAUCAUCUGAACAAGGACUAUAAGUAUAAACGCUAGUGGCACUGGUUAAGAAUAAAAAUUGUCCUUGAAUUUUUGUGAAAUCAGUGAAUAUGGUUGGAUAGUAUAUAACAAGAAGCUGACAUUUCUUUAAAAAAACACCAGUCCUUUAAGUAUAGUUCUUUAGAGUGUUAUAAUUGCUCACCAACCUACAAUAAAUAAAUAAAUGGGGCAUCUGGAUUUCCUUCUUUGGUAGCAUGGACUCUUCUGCAUUAGAACAGGCAGUGGGCAUGUAGGUGAGAAUAAUUAUCCCACCUACAGGGAAGUCAGUCCUAUUGAACACUGUGAGUGGAAUCCAGCAUGGUACUAAGGAAAUCGUUCUAUCCCUGCAAGGAUUUCUGCUUGCACAGCAAGUUAAUUAACAUGCAUAAUAAGCAGGGGUGUCAACUUGAAUAAAAUAUUUGAAGUGGGGCAGUUAAGCCCCACCCUGCAUCACUGAUCACAAGACGCAACGCACCCACACAAUUUCAAUGGCAAUGCCCAUCAACUUGGGGGGGCAGCCCCCUCAAAUAUUUUAUGGAGGGAUGGAAGGACCUCAGCCUCUAGGAGUUUGCUCCUAUGAUAAUAAGUAUCAUUGUAGUAGAAAUGCGGGGGGGUUAAGUUCUUUAUGAGCCUGUUAUAUCUUAGGAUACAUUAAAGUACCUUAUUUCCAUAUUGCCAAAGGUAUCAUCUUUUGUAUCUGUGCUUUGUAUAAUGAACUGAAAUAUUGAAACCUUUGUUUGCGUCUGAAUUUUCUUAACUGUAUCAGCUGGAGCAGGACUAAGUUAGGCCUCCUUGAAAUCAGUGGGACUUAAGCCAGGUCAUGACCAUCAUGCCAAUUUGAUUUAGUUGGGACCAAUUUUAUUUCAUGGGGAACGAAGCUUAACAAAUUUACAUCACAAUCCUAUGCACGUCCACUCAGAAUGAGUUCCAUAGAGUCAAUGGGGCUUAUUCCCAUUGGAGGCAUGCUUACUUGUCAGUGAGUCUCUUUGAACUUAACGGAACUUACUUUUGACCAGUAUAGCAUUCCACUGCAUGGCAGGAUCAAGCCCACUGAAAGCUUGAACAGCUCCCCCUUUACUUUAGUCCAUAGUUAUAAUAUAUGUAUAUGUAAAGCAUUUCCUAUUGGUAACUCUGGUACAAGACAUUGAGCACGGCUGUGAGUUCAGAGUUUUAUGUUUAAAAUGUUUUCUUGACGCAGGCUACAUUUAAAGGAUGGAUGGACAUUAUGUAUGCAGCGAUUGAUUCAAGAAAUGUAAGUACUUUGCAUUCUUUGCCACACAAAGACUCUAGAAUUCUGCUGAUGAAAUGCGCUUGAGGAUAACAUUAAUGUAAACAUGAAUUAUGUUCAAAUUCAAUAGCACCCUAAUUGGUUUGUGUUCGUUUAUACUUUGCUGCAAGCUGCCCAGAGUGGCUGGGGUAACCCAGGCAGAUGGGCAGGGUACAAGAAGUUUAUUAUCAUUAUUAUUAUUAAAGAUGGGCGGGGUACAAGAAAUACCAUCAUCAUCAUAACAUAAAGAAUUCCAGGCAUGCUGACCAUUAAAGUGAAGAUAUAGCAUUGCUAUGGGACUCUCCGGAAGUGCUUUUGCAUUGUGCUUUUAUGAUCAUUUGUACUUAUGGUGGUGGCUGUACACAAUCCUGCACUGGUUUCAUACCACAAACGGUGGCAGCAUUGUAUUGCUUUUGUUGUGCUGGAGUGCAAGAGUGCCCCUCCAGAUGCCAAUAGUGCAGUAACACUGGGGAAGCAUCGCAGAACUAAUAAGGUGUGUUGGUGCCCCCGUAUAAAUUUGUCACUAAUGCUCUAUUACUACAUCAUUGACAUGUUCAAUUAUACACCUGCCAAAGCACACACAUUCACACAUCUGGAGGGGUCCAGAGUUGUCUUGAUGCCAACUUGCAAGCUUUUUUAAAAUAAACUAUGUUGAGGUUUCACAAUCAUUUCGCUUACUUUGUAGGUACUACAGCAGCCUAAAUAUGAAGACAACCUUUAUAUGUACCUUUACUUUGUUAUCUUCAUAAUCUUUGGGUCAUUCUUCACCCUGAAUCUAUUCAUUGGCGUCAUCAUUGAUAACUUCAAUCAGCAAAAAAAGAAGAUAAGUAUUUUACCUGUGUUACCUUUAAAGCUCACGUCAUAAACUUUGGCUAAAUCAUGUGAACCGAUUAAAUGAAAUACCGUAUUUUUCGCUCUAUAGGACACACCGGAUCAUAGGACGCACCUUGUUUUAGAGGGGGAGAACAAGAAAAAAAAUCUCCCCCUCUCUGCUCAGCGCCCCUUCAGCGAAGCAGCAGGAGAAAUGGAGCCCCUUCCAUUUCUCCUCCCGCUUGGCUGAAGGGGCGCUGCGCAGCUCUCCCUCUCUGCUGAAGCCAGGAGAGUGUGCGCACCGACCCCUCUCGCUCUCCAGGCUUCAGCGAAAGCAACGCGAAGCCUCCGGAGCGCGGAGGGAGCGCUCCCUCUGUGCUUCAGAGGCUUCACGUUGCUAUUGUUGAAUCCAAGGAGCCUGCAUUUGCUCCAUAGGACGCACACACAUUUCCCCUUAAUUUUUGGAGGAGAAAAAGCGCGUCCUAUAGAGUGAAAAAUACGGUAGUUGCUCUGACUUUUAAAGGGAAAAGUGGAGAGACCUAUACAUAUUCAUGGCCAUUUGGGAGAGAACCUUACCUUGCAAAACAUUGAAGAGCUGCAAUGUUUGGACAUUGGAAAGAAGUUCCUGCGGAGUGGUCUUUCAGAAUGCAGGGGCAGUUAAGGUUUAUAUUGGAGGUGGGUAAUCUGUGCUCCUUCAGAUGUUGCUGGACUACAAAUCCCAUCACCCCAACCAUUAGCUGUUCUACCUGGGAAACAUAUGGAAAGCCACAAUUUCCCUACCCAAUUUCUACAUAAAAUCUUCCAUUCUUACUGAAUUGAGCCUAAAUUAAAAUUAUUAUUCUACAAUCAGUAAAUGGGCACAACCGUUUAAAGGGUAUCACCUUUUACCGGCAUCGCUGCAAAAUUUGGAAGAACCUCAUUGUAAAAACUAAUUAAGCCCAAUAUUUGUUUUUCUUUUGAUUAUGAAUAUGGAAUAUAUGCAAGUAAGUGUAUAGGCCAUCAAUGAGAAUGUGAUUAUAACCAUUUUUCAUGUUAUGCCCUUACUUUGGAGGUCAAGAUAUCUUUAUGACAGAAGAACAGAAAAAGUACUACAAUGCAAUGAAAAAGUUGGGGUCUAAAAAGCCUCAAAAGCCUAUUCCUAGACCAGGGGUAAGUGAGUCUAUUCUAGAUUGAAAGAUUCGUUUUAAAAACAGCAAAUGAGAAGUGAGUUUCUGUAAACUGGAGAGAGCAAUCAAUAUUUGAAUACAUUUAAGUGAGUUUGUUUUUCUUGGUUUGGGGCAUGCAUGUUGUUGUUGUUUAGUCGUUUAGUUGUGUCUGACUCUUCAUGACCCCAUGGACCAGAGCACGCCAGGCACUCCACUGCCUCCGCAGUUUGGUCAAACUCAUUUUGGUAGCUUCGAGAACACUGUCCAACCACCUUGUCCUCUGUCGUCCCCUUCUCCUUGAGCCCUCAAUCCUUCCCAACAUUAGGCAUGCAUAUGUGCAAACUAUUUGUACUUCUAAAGACAUCUGAAGGUAGUCCUGUACUGAAAAGUUUUUGUUUGAUGUUUCACUAUGUUUUUAUUGUGUGUGUCUAUAUCUAUAUAUGUUAUUAAUUAAGUUGUAAUCUAGCAAUGUGCACACCAGAGCCUUAACUGAUUUAAUAUCUCUUCUUUAUACCUCAGAACAAAUAUCAAGGCAUGGUCUUUGAUUUUGUGACAAGACAAGUAUUUGACAUCAGUAUUAUGAUUCUCAUCUGCCUUAAUAUGAUCACCAUGAUGGUCGAAACAGAUGACCAAAGUAAAGAAAUGGAAGAUAUUCUGUAUCGGAUUAAUCUGAUCUUCAUAGUCCUUUUCACUGGAGAAUGUGUCUUGAAACUAAUUUCCCUGCGCUAUUAUUAUUUCACCAUUGGAUGGAACAUUUUUGAUUUUGUGGUUGUCAUCCUCUCCAUUGUAGGUAAGGCCCGUUCUAAACAAAGCAAGGCAAAUGUCAAAAGUAUAUUAAAGCGCUUCAAAUGUUGCUUUAUUUCUUUCGCUGUUUUCAGUUGCUCAGCCACAUUGAUUCCUAGUUGCAUCUUCUGUAAUUGUGUCAUAUGGAUCACAAUCGUUUCUGAAUAUGUUUGACAAAUGUGCAAAAAAAGAUUUAUCUGUGUCUGUGAUGAUAGAGGUAGCUUGUAUCCAUUUCAUCCAAUGAGGGAAAUUCCAGACAGGUUAAAAUCUCAAAUUGCUAGAUCUCAGUGAGCAGGAUUUUCCUCUCCUUUUUGUCUUGGCCCCCUCACUGUUCAGUAAAGACUGGCACUCUUACGCCCACCAAUAUAUUUGGUUAGAAAGUCCCUGCAUAUUUAUCUUCCCACUUUGGAGACUGUGCAUCUCCCCUUGCCCCAGGUUUCUUUCUUAGGAAAACAUCCCCAAAAGAUGGUGAGUCACAUAUUCCACUUUUGGGAGUCCUCCUGUGGGCCAAAAUCACUCCAACGCAGGGGGGUUUUCCUCACCCUGUUUUUAUUUUUAGUAGCAUGGUAAGUAUAUUUGGUUAAGCACAUUGGAAGGGUGGGUAACAAAAAUCACACAAGCUGCUUAAAAAAAAAAAGAGGCUAUCUUUUCUAAGUUCAUUCUUACACUUGAUCUACAAACCAAUACUACCCAAAAAGGCUAUAAUUUAAAAGCUCUUAAAGAAAUGAUGAAAAGGAAAAUGUUUUUGAUGAAUGCCCCAUUUGCCUCUAUAUGUGGGAACCAGGACUGGCCCAAGACCUUCUGUUGCUUGAAGCAAAGGUGAAAAUAGCAACUACGGGUGGUGCUGUGGGUUAAACCACUGAGCCAAGGAUUUGCCGAUCAGAAGGUCAGCGGUUCGAAUCCCCGUGACAGGGUGAGCUCCCGUUGCUCGGUCCCUGCUCCUGCCAACCUAGCAGUUCGAAAGCACGUCAAAGUGCAAAUAGAUAAAUAGGUACCGCUCCGGCGGGAAGGUAAACGGCAUUUCCAUGCGCUGCUCUGGUUCGCCAGAAGCGGCUUAGUCAUGCUGGCCACAUGACCCGGAAGCUGCACGUCGGCUCCCUUGGCCAAUAAAGUGAGAUGAGUGCCACAACCCCAGAGUCAGUCACGACUGGACCUAAUGGUCAGGGGUCCCUUUACCUUUAAAGAAAUGAUGAAAAGGAAAAUGUUUUUGAUGAAUGCCCCAUUUGCCUCUAUAUGUGGGAACCGGGACUGGCCCAAGACCUUCUGUUGCUUGAAGCAAAGGUGAAAAUAGCAACCGCUACCACCACCCCACUAUGUAAAGAAGUUCACUAGAGUAACAGCUGAUUCUUAUGUCAACACUGGAGAUGGGGCAAUGUUUUGCACUACACCUGAAGGCAAUAGCCUAGCCUAUGAGGGUGGAGAACAGGCUGCCUGCACUGGUGUACUGAGGGGGGCAGGGUGAGUGCACCGGGUACCAUUUGGGGAAAGGGUGCCAUCGCGGCCACACACACACACACACCCAGGAUGCGUGCCGGGCACGUGCCCUCCAGGGACGCGUGCCAGCCAUGCCCCUGCCUGUUCUCCACUCUGGGGACUGCAGCAUGUUGCUCUGCCACUGGCUGCCUGACACGCAUAUGGUAGCUUUGUCCACCAAUACCUAUUGCCACUCCUCAUUUUGCAGCAUCUGCUGCUGAGGUGGCCAACUCAUUCGGCCUGCUAGUUAGGGCCAGAUCUAGUGGAGAUGCACAAACCCAUCCAGCUCAGCUGUCGGGGGGAACCAAGAAGUUGCUAAGUUGGAUGGAAACAGCCACCAUCCUCCUUUAAUGUCAGCCCAGCAGGCUUGCCUGUUCCAUAGGGCAGGAGCCUCGGCAUUGUUUAUUAUCUUGAUAAGGUAUGUUUUUGUUGGUUAUCACUGUCUUCUAGUAUCCAAAGUGCCUUUGUUCCAUUUCUGACAUCUGCAUAAGCCACCUAUUGCCUAAUGUGUUAUAUUUAAAUGGUUACUCCCAGAUGUGCUGCUUGAUUUAGAUUUCAAAUAACAAUAGGUUAAGAUGAAUGAAUCUAGAAAGGCUUAUAUGACAUAAUUUUCUAUGUGUUAGAUAAAAUAUAAAAGUUGACUUCUAGCAUUCUUGAGUUGUUACUGCACACUGCCAUAAAGUCAGAAACUCGGCAGUUUACAGCCCAUUCCUAUGCAUGUUUACUCAGAAAUAAGGGUUGCUUUGUUCAAUGAGAUUUACUUCUGAGUCAUUGUGCAUAGGAUUGCAGACUUUGUCACUGAAAGCUCCUUAAAGUUCACAGGUAAGUCAAGGCAGGACAUUGGCAUUGAUAAACAAUUAGCCCUAAGACUCUUGCUUAAUUGUAUUUUUAACAGGUAUGUUCCUAGCAGAGAUUAUUGAAAAAUACUUUGUGUCGCCCACCUUGUUCCGAGUGAUCCGACUUGCCAGGAUAGGUCGAAUUCUGCGUCUCAUCAAGGGUGCUAAAGGGAUCCGCACUCUGCUUUUUGCCUUGAUGAUGUCUCUCCCUGCCUUGUUCAACAUUGGUCUUCUCCUUUUCCUGGUCAUGUUCAUCUAUGCUAUAUUUGGAAUGUCCAACUUUGCCUACGUGAAGAGAGAAGUGGGCAUUGAUGACAUGUUCAACUUUGAAACUUUUGGCAACAGCAUGAUCUGCCUCUUCAUGAUCACCACCUCUGCUGGCUGGGAUGGCUUGCUAGCUCCCAUUCUCAACAGUGGGCCGCCAGACUGUGACCCUAAAAAAGACCACCCUGGAAGCUCAGUCAAAGGAGAUUGUGGCAAUCCUUCUGUUGGGAUCUUCUUCUUUGUCAGCUAUAUCAUCAUAUCAUUUUUAGUUGUAGUAAACAUGUACAUCGCUGUCAUUCUGGAGAACUUUGGUGUGGCGACCGAAGAAAGUGCUGAGCCUUUGAGCGAGGACGACUUUGAGAUGUUCUAUGAAGUCUGGGAAAAGUUUGACCCAGAUGCAACCCAGUUUAUGGAAUUUGAAAAACUCUCGGAGUUUGCAGCUGCUCUGGAACCUCCUCUUCAUUUACCAAAACCCAACAAGGUUCAGCUUAUUGCGAUGGAUCUACCCAUGGUAAGUGGUGACAGAAUUCACUGCCUUGACAUCUUGUUUGCUUUUACGAAGCGCGUCCUCGGGGAGAGCGGAGAGAUGGAUGCUCUCCGCAUACAGAUGGAGGACCGCUUUAUGCAAUCCAACCCUUCCAAGGCCUCCUACGAGCCCAUCACAACUACAUUGAAACGUAAACAAGAGGAGUUGUCCGCUGUCAUCAUUCAGCGGGCUUACAGGCGUUAUCGCCUAAGACAGACAAUACACCAAGCUUCCUUUGUAUAUAAUAAAAAUAAAUUAGAAGGAGGAGCGGGCCAACGUCUCAAGGAUGAAAUUCUCAUUGAUAAGAUCAAUGAAAACUCUUACACAGAAAAAACAGACCUGACCAUGUCCACCGCUCUUUGUCCACCAUCCUACGACCGCGUAACCAAGCCCAUUGAAGAAAAACACGAAAAAGAAGGUAAAGAUGUACAGAAGAAAAAGUAA